Molecule: messenger RNA, 77259 nt
Organism: Cinara cedri
Lineage: Eukaryota; Metazoa; Arthropoda; Insecta; Hemiptera; Aphididae
Source: the annotation of a GenBank genome assembly
AUGCGCGAUCGCUACCGGCCUACCGGCCUGCCGCCGCGGCGUGUCUCCCACCACGCGUCAAUUACGGUGAUCGCCGACGCCACCACCACCACCGCCACCACCACCACCGAGACCGCCAACACCACGGCUGCCGCCGCCGCGUUAUUACCUAUAACCGUACCACCACUAUGUAUUAUUAUUAUAUUAUAACAUUAUUAUUACCACCGCGGCGGGCGGGCGGGUAUGAGGUAGGUACCUACUACUAUACACACUUUCUUUCUAAUCAGCUGACCUUCCGGCCAAAACGUUCGCUCGCUCGCUGGUCGCGCGUCCGCGGCGGCGGCGGCGGCGGGUGAGGGAACGCGCGCGUCGCGUACUGCUACGCGACGACGACACGACCGACAACACACGCACACGCACGCAGACAGUCGUCGCGCACACCCGAUAUACGAAUACGUACGUAGCGGCCGGCCGGUUUGCGUCGAACACACGCGAGCGCGCACGAUCUAUCGGCGCGAUACAAUAAAAAUAAUAAUAACACGAAAUACAAUAAUAAUACCUACCGACGGUCGCGUCGAUCGAGAAAAUUUUUGCGCUCUCAGUUUAGUUUUCAUCCCGACGCGCACGCCGCCGCAUUGCGCCGCACGCGAUAGAAAAAAAAAAAAAAAAUUCACCGCCGAGAUAACAACACAGUUUAUUGAUAGUACGCGCGUCUUGUCGCCUGUCGCGAAUAUUUCGAUCGUUUAGUAUUGUAAUUUUUUGUUUCGCCUUCGGAACUGUUGCCCGCUUACCGUUUCGAUCGCCGUCGUAGUCGCGUACCGUCGUCGAGUUCGCGGUUUUCCGAGUGCGGUCGCCGUCCCGGACGUGUGCGAAAUUCGUAUCGAUAACAAUUUCAAUAAGAAAUCGUCGCCGCGCGUUCGUCCCCGCGGCUCGCCGGCGCCCGCGCGCGUCGUCCGCGAUCUCGUCAAUAUUCCGACCGGUCGUUUUCACCCCGGGUCCCCGUUACCGUGCGGAAUAUUUGCGAUCGGCAAAACAUGUCGUAAUAGCCGCCGUAUUAUUUGGAUACUGUCUCCGUAAUACCGCCGCCGUCCAAUACGUAUUAUUGCAAAAUCCGUUCGCGAUCGGUUCGCCAAUAACAGUUCGCACGCCGGUCACCGCGCAAUAUUUAAUAUUGUUUUGAUAAUAAUCCGCCGUUUUCGUCAUAUUUUCGAUUACCACUACGCAGCAGCAGCAGCAGUAGCGGCAGCAGCAGCGAUUCGCGCCGGACGCGUGGAACCAGUCGCCGUCAAAGAAACGUAAGUCUCGCCGUACCCGUUUUCGGACGGGUACUUACUUUUAGAUGAUAGCGGCGGCACUUGAACCGCGACGAUAUUGUUCGGCGAAUUGAGUUACGGCCGGUCCGGAGGGGAGUAGGGUGUCGGAGGAUAGAGAACGCGGUACGCGGGCGAGCCCGGAUUGAGGGGGCGUCCGAUGGAGGGUUCGCGGCAACACUCCGCGGGGACCCGUAUUUUUUUUUUUUUUUUAAUUUUUCGAUAUUUUAUCGGUUUUUUUUGUUUAAAUGUCUUUUCGUCAACGGCCUUUCGUGAACACUAUCGGAUUUUUAUUAUUCUUUCUCGGCGGUCCCGUCGAAAAGUUUGGCCACGAAUAUCUCGAUCCCCGGGUAAAUUAUGGCGAAUCUCGUGCGGGGGAUGAUACGCCGGCGAGGACGUCCCCCCGAGGAUUCCCGUGCUCGCGGCCGUCGAAUCCGUCCGCUACAAAUUACGGAAAUACGGAAAACUAGGCGUACCUACGUCAUUUAUUAUUAGUGAUGAUGCGAGUACGCGUACUGCUUGUUUUUUUAUUUCUCCGAGCACUCGCGAUUUGUUCCUCGAUAAUUAUUAUUAUUACGACCGUGUUAUUUAUGUCCGGCAUUAAACUUGUCGUCUAUUUUGGCGGGUUAAUUUAUCAUCCUUAAACAGGAAACGCCGCGCCGCCGUCGUCGGUGUUUUUGUUUUUGUUUUUUUUUUUUUUAUCGGUUCGUUUUUCGGGGACCGGUUUCGGAUACGGUCACGGCGCGAUUCGAUUCGCGCGAUAUACGCGGGCAGAGCGUACGCGCCUAUAUACCUGUAUUAUGAUAUCAUACCUAACUGCCUCUGCUCGUAAAUACGUUUCGAAAAGGCCGGCCGUACGAUUACAAAAGUCCCGCGAUUUACAACCGGACUAAUGCGAUUUGUGCGGAAAAACUACAGCGGCGCGGCACCUGUAUUGCAUGUAUUAUUACGGCGGUACGCCGAAUAUCGUUGUGUACACUUCGGUUGUUUUUUAUUUUGUAUUGAUUUUUUUUUUUUUUCGACACAUGUAAACGGCCACAUUACACGUUGCCCGUGUACCCGCGCGGGCCGCCCGCUCAACGCGUCGAAACCGCUGCACGCAUCGCGGGGCACGUUUAAAAUAAUUUCGUCCGCGGCAACAUACAAUAUCGGCAGGUACGGGCACUAAACAAGACACACACGAAAAAAAAAAAAUAAUAAAAUAAUAUUAUGCUACGCGCGAAAAACAACCGGUCAUUGUGUUCCGAGUUUUUUUUCCCCCCGUCUCGCUAGCCGCCGUACGUUCGGUUUUUUCGACGAAUUAUUGAUAACGUCGAAAACGUCACAAUCGAUCGCGGCCCGGCGCGACACGGUUUUUGCGGGGCGGCGAUUCUCGUGCGCGGCGCGGCCGCGGGUUCUGGGCGCGCCGUGACGUGCAAGGCGGACAGCCAGCCGACCGUAAUUUUCACGGUGGGCAUACGCGGCGGCGGCUGCGGCGGCGUGUAACCGGAACCCGCGGGCAAAACACGUAAAACACCGUGGAUUAGAAAAGGCGGUGACGAGCGGACGGGGAGAUGAGAGAGAGAGAGAGCGAGAGAGAGAAAGGUCAUCGGUAACGGAAAAAGGUCGCUGUUUGUUUUCACGUACGCCGUCGAAUCGCGCCGCGGCGCGCGUUAACGUGCGUCGGUACGGCGAUAUUUGCCCCGAUAAUGGCUGUAAUAAUAAACAAGACGUGCGGGGUGGAGACCUUUGCGUAAUAAUUAAUGUACGCGUUAUCUCAAUCAAUGCGCACGCACCCGACGUACGGUUAUACGAUAACAACAACGACAUUGUGUCAUAAUAUCACUGGUUGUACACUUACCUACGCCUGUAAUACCGCGGACGCGGACGUAAUUAUUAAAAUUAUAUUUUUUUUUAUUUUUUUUUCUCUAUCGACUGCAGCGGCUUUUAUUAUUAUUAUUAUUAUUAUUAUUGUUACGGAUUAUUUGCGAUUUUAUCAUUACGCGCUCGCCUCGAGUUUCAACCGAUUAUUUCGUCUUGUGCGUAAUGCAGUGCGCGACGUGUACUUAUGCGGCCGCGCUUUUCCGGAAGAAUCGAGCACCUUAAGUGAAAUUUAAUCGUCGAUCGGGAAAUUAUUUGAAAAUCCGUAAGUGCCCGGAUUGAGUAAUCCCGGAUUCGGGAGGAACAGGGCGACAACAGUCCGGGGGGGGGCUCGGUUUUUCGCCGCAGUAUAUUGUGUUCUUCGUCAAUACAACCGUGAACUUUGUAUUGUUUAAUAUUUUAUCGCCCCUCAAAACCUGCUAUUGUUGUUUUAUUUUGUUAAUAACAUAUCCAGUAAUAAUUGUUAACGAACUGUUUGCAUUAUUCAUUUUAAAGGCCUUAAAUGUCUUAAUCCGAGCUUGGAUACGCUCAGUGUUUAUUUCAUGGAUGAUCUAGAGUUUAUUGCCCCCUCCCUGCAGAAAACUGUAUGCCGUUACUAUCUAAAUUACAUGCGAAAUGACCGAUUACGAGUCAUAUUGUUGACAAUAAAAUAAUAAUAAUAAAAAAUUGCGUUGUUUAAUUAACCGUAUUUUAAUGAAAUACACAAAACAAGUCGUCAUUGAGCGCAUUUUCGUAAUUUUCCUAUAUUGGAAUUAUAUCAGUGUGAUAAUGUUAUGAAAAAAAAAAAAAAUGGAAGAAAAUUGUACUUUUUUACAAAUUGUCCAUAGGUUAGUGCAGUUGUUAAUUCGUAACUCCGAUACAAAUAUCCUGUAAUUACUUCUAUAUAAUCGAACUUAAAAAGGCAAGAAAAUUCUCUGGGUUUGUGUACGUUGGUUUUUUUUUUUUUUGUUGGCGUUUUAAUUGUCAAGUGGGAUAUAAGUAGAAACAUCGCGAUUUAAAAAUGAUAACAUGACAUUAGAUUACUAUAAAAUUAUAAUAGAAAAACCGAAAUUUUAUAAAUCGUUGAAGAAAUGAAUCUUUCUUUAUGGGAAAAAAAACGUCUCAAAGCGGUCCUCGACCUGUCGAAAGUUCUCUAAAGUGGUCCGUACCGUCAGAAACGUUAAGAAACACUGCACCUACAAUACGUGUGCAGACACAAACGUUUCUAUCCGGAUGGACGGUGGAAGUGAAAUUGUAAAUAAAAAAAUUUACCGAAUAUAUUAUUCCAAUGUAUUAUGAUAAUAUUUUACUCGGGAAUUUCGUUGGCGUAAUAAUAAUUAUCGUUAUAUUAUCACGACGUGUUUGUAUAAAUGUUAAUAAUAAUUAUACAAAGUUUCGAAACAUUAACUAUUAAUAAUGUUAUAAUGUCCGUCGUGUUGGAUAUUUAUUAGGACAGAAAGUGCAUUUAUUAUUCGUAUACAUUAACGCUAAUAUUAUUAUUGUAAAAUAGAAAAAUUCUUAUUUACUCGGGACGAUCAAUAAUCCCGCGAUCGACGGGACGGUUUUGUUUGUUGUUUUUUUUUUUUUUCGAAUCGAGUAAUGGAAAAUAAUAUGUAAAAUAUCGAAAAAAAAGAUGACACGACGAUAAAGCCGAAUAGGUAAGUACUUCAUCAAAAUUAUGUCGCAUGUGCAGCGGCGUUCUUAAAAUAUCCAUUUCUUGUAAUAUAUUAUCGGUAUUUACUAUAUUUUUGAAGUCAAGGUUUCACCUGUCUGUGUGAAAAUAAUAAUGAUACGAACCGACCGUGGAAGACCUUCGUUUAAAUUUGGGAUUGCACUCGCGUCGCUACUCGUGUUUAUUUCGAUUAUUAUUGUACAACGAAUUUCGUUACGAUUUUGUUUGACAAAAAAAAAAAAAACAAAUAUAUAUAUAUGUAUAUAUGUGUGUGCAUAGGUACAGACUAAACACUUCAUAAACAAAAUAUGUUAUAAUUAUUCUUACCUACUUGCGCUGUUGAUGUACAACGAAUAGAAUGUACUAAAACUUAACACGCUCCGCCGUGGACACUAUCCAAUAUUUCGCCGAAAUUCAAGGCCCGAUCCGGAUGAAACAUUGAAGUCGAAACGCAUACUUAAAAUAUAGGCGUCAUAGGUGAAUCGAUUUUUCUUUUCUUUUUCACCAACGUGCCGUGAUAAGUCAAGUUGAUCGCCGGAAAUUCCCCCGAUAAACGCUUACCUCUCGGUUUUUUUUUGUUUUUUUUUUUUUUUAUCGAAUUUCGCCGCAAAUAGUGACUGUUGCGCAGUACUGCGUCUGACUCUUCCGCGCUGCUUUUGGGCAUUUUUAGCGGUUCCCCCUGGACCGAAUGAACUCAUAAUCGGUGGUUAGGCUAAUUGUUUUAUUGAUGAAACGAACCGAUACAAUUUUGGUCAAAUUUAGAUAUGAAUUCAUUCGUGUUUUCGGAGGACAAGGAUGUUUUUAUUCUAAUUUUGUACACUCCUAUACAGACCCCACUCCCCUUGAAGGAAACCCGGGAGAUGCUAUUGUGUAUAUGCGCCGCGUGAGUAUCAAGAAUGUGCCUUCGAGGGGUUUGGACUUUCGAUACCCGCUCCAAUAAUUUUUCAAACUGAAAUUUCAUGUUUUCAUGGGAAAACCCGAGUUUUAAAUGUCCCUACAAACUCGUCAAAGUAACCGAGUUAAAAUAUGUAUAAAUAACCAUAGAAUAAAAAGCUAUCAAUAGCUAUAAAAAAGGUGUAAAUAAUUUUUUGUUUAUCGAUUCGGGCUUAUAAAUAAUAAAAUAUUUACGAAUGUAGUUUUUAUUUAAAAGUCAACAAUACUAUUAUCUGUUUAAACGAGUAAAAUAUCAAUUUUUCGUUUAAACUCCGAACGAUUAUAUUUUUAAUUGGCCAAUUAUCUGUAUUAUACCUUCUAUUAUAAAAGAUCAAUAGCCUAAUCGAGAGUCUAAUUAAUUUAAUACGGUUAUUUGUGUAUAUUAUUAUAACGUAUAUUUAAACAGGUAUCGCGAUGUAGAUACGCAAUUGAUAAUUUCAACGCAAAUAAUAUUUCAAAACUUGAGCAAAUACUUGAAACUUAUUUUAACAGAAUAAAAAAUAUACGUUUAACAUUUGUCUUAACACGAACGAAAAAAAUUAAAUUCGUACGUAUUAAUAAUUCGGCGUACUUAAUUUACUAAGUAGAAAUUAAUGUAACGCGCGCGUGUCGUCCAUGUUACACGUCAUGCAUAAUAGUGAACACAAUAUUCGGGGUAUUUUUUAUUAUUUUUUUCAUAAUUGUAAUGCAUGUUCUCAUUUUCAAAUGCGUACAUAUUAGGGCGUUUCACGUCACGUUUUUUUUCAAAUAACAUGAUAUAGUCGAAAUUAAUUAUAUUAUAUUUUAAACGCGAAUUAGGUAUGUCAAAUUAGAAAAAUUCAGUGAAACCGUAUGGAUCGUAUGUUAUUACCCGUGAACAAUACUUUUCGACCACUGAUCUCAUUUCGAUUUCGAUUUCAGACGCGAUUUCUCGUUCUUCGGGGAGAUGAUUUUUCGAUGUUCCUCGUAUCGGUACUUUAAACGGGAAAAAACCGAGUCCCUCGGAUAAUCGCAGACUUGAAAUUUUCACCGGACACUUGGGACCGGGUAGCAUUUUACAUAGACGCGGCAUAAUAUUAAAAAUAUAUAAUUUUUUUCUUUGGUUUUAUGUGGAAAAUUGGUUUUCGGUUUUUCAAAAAUUCUCGAUAAUUUGAUACAUAGUUCGUUACGCGUUAUUCUUAUGAUGACGAUUUUACGAAAAAAUCUGUAGUCUGUAGUAUUUGUUUUUGAAUAAGCGUUUAAAGUUUCAAUUUGAUUGAUUUCGUCACAUUAAUGAAAUGUUGCGAUGUCUCCGGAGACUGUAUAUUUUUUUACUGUCUGUUUAUAAUGUCCCACUAUUAAUCUACAGGGUGAUUCUUUUUAAAACUAGCGAUUAUUUUUUAGUUUAGGUACUUUUUAUGACUUAACCUUAUCUGAUAGUUUGAAAUUUAGACUAGAGGAGUGUUGAGAAGGGUAAUCUUGUCGUGAUGAAAUGUAUUACCCCGUACUACCCCUCCGGAUAACAUUCUAAACGGUAUAUCCAAUAAUACAGCGUUAUGCAUAUCGAACAUUAAAAAAAUAAAUAAAUUCUUUUACGAAUGAAGAGUUUAAAAACGAGAAUUGCCGUUUGUACGUCAAUAUUGCAGAUAUGUAUAUUUAAUGGUUUAAAAAAAAACAGAAAAUAAAUUUACUCGACAUUUUCGUAUAGACAUAAUACCGUUAAUAGAAAAAUAAUCACCCUGUACACUAUGCACUUUAGGUUCGGCGCCAAACGAGCUGAUGUCGGGGACCGGUCGCAACGCCGACGUAACAACUCGCGAUGACGAACGUUUAUCGUUUUAUUCAUACGGAUAAUACGAAAAACACGUCGCCGUGAAGUUGUAAAUUCGCCCCUCUCUUCGUCAAAAAACAACCCCCUUCGUUUUACUGAUAGCCGUCGCCAUUACUCCCCACCGUCCGUUCUUUUUCGAUCCGGUGUUUUAAAAGGCUCAUUGCGGCCGAAAAACAAACUUUCUCGCAUUUUUCUCCGUGUCUCGAGUUACGUUGCCGACAUUUGCACUCCGUGCAAAUUCCCGUUCUUGUGUUUUGUCGAUCCAUCUCCGUUUCGGUCUUCUCACCGGACCCCGUCCACCGCGGAGUGUCCACUCGGUCUCUUGUGUCGGAUUUCCGCGGCGGCCAAUCGGGUUUCCGAAUAGUCGCCGCACUUUAUCGACGCAACGAGUUUGCGUCACCUCCGUUCACGAGAAUUUCGUCCGUCGCACACUUCGAGGGCAUUCGGAUGGCUGCGAAACAUUCGAACGCACUUCAGGUGUCGCCGCAAAGAGCAAAAGUGUUAACAAAACGGCCCGCGGCUGUAGUUGCGCAACCGCGUAGUUAUUUAUUUAUUUUUUCAAUUCUCGUUCCGCAUUAUCUUUUCCGACGGCAGACAUGGCGCCAAUAAUAUUUUAAUAAAUAACAUUAUGCGCGCGCGUCUGUACACCGUGUUUAUUUUUACACACGCGUGCAUAGUGAUUGUUUUAUGAUCUACAAUGUUAUUCGCGAGACUCGUACGAGUCGGAACGCGUGUCCGCUGUUUUCCACCUGCGACGUCCUGCAGCCAGCGGGGCGUAAGUGUGGGCCCGGAACGAUCGGCCGGACGCGCGCCAUGUCGCGUAAUUUUACGCGCGGGGCCGUCGGCGGCGAGUCGUUGGACGGUUUCAAAAAUUUUUAUCUUCUUUUAACCGCCGCCGCCGCGGAACGCCGACUCGUACGCCGGCGUACGGGCGUGUUGUUAUUACACGGGCACUGUACGCGAUCAUACGCGACGCGGCUUGACUACACGGCGGCGUGUAUAAUAAUAUACGAAAACGAGACCGCGCUGUCGACGAGACACGUAUAAAUAUUGUGUCGUGCGUUUGCUAACCGUGCACGGUUACCGGUUACCUGCAGCGGUUACCCGAUGUGCGCGUGUGUUUAUUACAUUAUAUUAUACUGUGUACUUACUGCCAUACGGCGAAAACCGUUUUUGGCCGCGACUCCGUGUCUACGAGUCAUAAUACCGCUGUCAUAUACCUCUCUAUACGCGUAAUAUUAUUAUACACCGACCCGUACCGCGAACUCUCGCUCGGUAUCCUUGUUUAUCACACGCGUUCGUUUGCUUAUUUGCUCGAUGUCCGCGCGGACCGUAUUCAAUUAAUUUAUACUAAACACCGUAAUCCGUUGUCGUAUAGUAUUACGGGGGGGGGGGGGGUAUUAAUACGGUAUAGCAAUACAUAUAGUGUCGCGUUAGGUACAUACGUACAACGUUGUAACGCAUGGACGGAGGAAGCAAAUCAAUCGAUUGAUAUUCGCAAAGGCAAUCAAAUGUAAUUAAAAAACAAAUAAAAACUUAUAAUAUAAUAGUUACGUGUUUCAAUGAGUUUUCUUUGUGAACGAUUUUACCCCGAUUUGUUAGUUAUUUAGUUAUCUUGUUAGAAUUCAGAUUAUUUACGAAUUGUUCGUAAAAAAAUAAAAAAACGGUACCUUUAGAUUUUUUCGGAAUUAUUUGUAUAAAUAUAGUUAAUGGCAAUUUAGAAAAAUCAUUUUAAAACUAACUCUGCUGAGUUAUUAUUAUUAUUUUUUUUUUUCAAAUUUGCCGAUUUGCCCAUCUUUGUUAAUUUUCAAUCGAAAUCGUGUAAUUUCAAUUUCAAUACAAAUGUUUGUUCUCCUUUUGAUGUAUAAGCCGUCGCAUUUUUCCGAGUUCAAAACGUUAUUUUACUUAAAUGCUACUAAUUAAUAAAGUGCAGUUGGUACGGUAUUAUUCGAUAACGUUCACAUUUUAAACGUAAAAAAGAAAAAAAAAUCAAUUAUCUGCGUCGGAAAUGUUAAAACGAGAAAUUGGAAAUUUCGACUAUAAAAUCAUUCUGGAAAUUCGAUUUGUUUGUAAAAAUGUCGUAAUCGAAUCUAGUUCUCGUACCUACUUGGUAUAUGAAAAAAAGUGCCGCAGGUUCGUAAUAAAAAAUUAUUCUGUAUAAUUUCGGAAUUAAUAAUACUACGACGAGGAAGCCUUAAUUUAUGUAUUUUAGAUUUUUUUUUUUUUAUGUACCUACCUAUAUUGCGUUAUAAUUACAUUAUUAUUCAAUUUUUACCAAAAAGAAAACUAACUAUAAAUACCUUUAUUAACAAUACAAGUAUAGCUGUUAUAAUUUAUUCGACUGCAAUCAAUUAUAAAAUGUAAAUCGAUUAUUUUUUUAAAAUUAGGAAUCGUCAGAUAAUUUAUCAGUGAGAGAUUAACGUGUUUGGCAUUACCUAUAGGCAAUCAUCUAUAGCGUUAAAUUGUUAAAGGCGCCAAGCAGAUUCCAAGUACACUAUCUUAUUCAAAAUAUUUAUGUUUUAUUUUUUUUUUUUUGGUUCUAGUAUUGAAUUUCAUUGAAAACUUACCCAAAUGCUUAACACAAAUAGUUUUAGAAAAUAAUAAAAUAAUAUUAUGUUUUUAUCAAUCUUCAUUAUUGUGUAUUCAUGCGUAAUAAACAAACACGAUUUAUAAUGGUUUUAAACCGUGGUUAACUAUUUAUUAGACCUUAUUAGUAAUUACUAAUCAGUAUCUUUUAACAAUCAAUUCAAGUUGACGAUUACGUCGCCAUUCGACUCUAUUUGUCUUUAAUUUUUUUGUUUAACUUUGGGUGAUUUGCACAAUAAUUGCAUUUUGUGUUGUGAACGUUUACUAUUAUCAAAGUAAUAACUAUAAAGUAUUAUACUUUUGUCAAUUUGUUUGUACACUCUCUUAUUUCAUAUUUGAAGCGUUGUUAUAAUACUUACUGGUUAUGUAGUUAUGAUUUUGUUUAGUAUAUCGUGUUAGUGAUAUGUGACGACACAAUGUUUUAUAUGCACUUGCCCAUAGAAAAUAGGAUUGUUAACGUCAAAGUGUACGUAGCCCAACAAAAAUUUAGGAUACUGGGCCGAGGGUAAAAUCAUUACCUACUGGCGCAUUUUUCCUUAAUCCGGCUAUGCAAAUUAUACGUAUUUAGUAUUGUGUACAUGUUAAUAUUUUAUAGGCUGUAAAAUUAACGCGUAGGUAUACGUUAUGAUCACGAUGUUUAUUAUGUUAACGAUGUGAAAACUAUUUUCGAAAGAAAACACGAAAAUCUUUCCGCGCGUGUGAAUAUCUCAAGAGAUUUACUCGUCUAUAACAUUCAGAUUUCGGUAUAGAUAGGUAUUUUAAUUAUUUUCUCACUGGCUUAACUUUAUUGUAUAGUCGUUUACAUUUAAAAUAAUAAAUUAGGUACUCUCUCUAUGUGUAUUGUGUUUUAUAAUAUAAUAAUAAUUGUCCGAGUACUCAAAGUGAAAAAAUAAUAAUCACGCGGAAACCACUGCAGUCUACGAAUUGAUCUUGUUUUGUUUUUUUUGUAAUUUAAAAGUAGAAAUAAAACCGUAUUUUUAAGUUAUGAAAAACUGAUGUUUCUCGCGGUCGUCGUAAUGGAAUUUAUUAAUGAAUUCGCACGUAUAGGUUUACUACAACAGCAGUUUCGUAUUCAUUUUUCCCGAGAUUUUUUAAACAUAAAGGUUUGUAUACCGGAAACGGCGAUAAAUCGUUGCAAUCAAAAACCAAUUCAGAGCGGAGACAAACCGGGAGGUUGUAUCACAUUAUAAGUCGUGUGUUUUUCCCUAACAGCGCCAAGGCAACCCAGAAAUCGACAAAAAUAAAACCAAUGUGCCAAUUGCGAAUUUUGAUAAUUGUUUCAAAUAAGUUAUUGUCGGGUAGAAAAUCCGCACCCUUUAAAGUACGGCACGAAAAAAUACUAAUAAUAUGGUUACUAUAUAUAUAUAUAUAUUUUAUGCGGAUUAGGUAGGUGAGGCGUCUAAAUAAUCCUGUUGUUAUUUUAUCUCUAUAAUAACAUUGCUAAUUUCCUUGUUUGAGUACACAAUUUUGUUGGCUAAUUGAUACUCUUCCAAGUUUUUGUUUGAAUAGAUUGUGUUUAUUUAUGCUAUGUUAAGUAUACUUAUUUGAAUAUAUAUAUAUGAGGACAAAAUAUAAACCUCCUAGAAUUGACUGCAAUAUAAAAUAAGCGGUCAAGUUCAGGUACGUUGCAAUAUUAUUAUAUUUUUAUGUUUUUUAUAAUUUACACGUGGUAAUUAUUACUAUAUUAUACUGGUAGUUUAUUUUGUUUCUGCGUUAACCCGUGAAAAUUACGGAAAACCGAAAAUCCUUCGUUUCGUACUUAUAUGGCUACGAUGACCAUCAUACCUAUAGUAAUAUUAUUCGCGGCCUUCUCAAUAUAAAAAAUAACGUGGUACCUAGUGAUAAAAAUGUUGUUAUAAGAAUGCUGUAGCGUUCUAAGGUUGCCUUUUCCGGCGCGACUGCGGGAUAAAUUAUUAUGAAAAAAUUCUAGUUGUCGAACUGCAAAUCCCGUGACUAUCUCGAAUAUAUCUCGGGUUACUUGGGGAUCUCUAAGGAUCAAGGAUUUUGUGUACAAUCGUCUAAGUAAUUAAACUUGUCGUUCCAUCUCGUUGAGAUUUUUCACGGUGAUAAAAAAAGAAAUGCACACACGUGCUCACGUCUAUACGUAUGAAUUUAAUAUACUAUUUGGCCGGAACUUCAAUAAUAAUUGGAACCCUGACUUUGAAAAUAUUACUGACCGUUCCGCUGGGCCACAGACAUGACGUGUUGUAUAUAAAGAUACAUUGUAAAAUGGCUAUAUUAUAAUAAAAUAAUGCUAGAAUAUCGUUCAAUUUCGUAUAACGUACAUUAUAAAACGAUGUGUUGAAAGUAUAGUAAAAGUACACUGAAAUAUAUUUUAACUAAUACUCCAUGAUGUAUGUAUAGAAUUUUAAUAUAGGUUACCAUUUGAAAAUCAAAAGUAGGUAGUUUCGUUUUCAAAAUAAGAGCGAUAACAAAUAACGGCGAUGUAACAUUUUAGAGCUGCUUGUUUCUAAAAAACGCACCGUAUUGACUGCGGAAAUAUUGUCUUCUUUUAAUUUUAUUAUUGGUGUUUUUACUCUAAAACCGAAAUUCGGCGUGUUCUACGCAGUUUGCGUCGGGAUAUUUUUCGGCUACGUUGCCAUUGUUUCCCGUUAGUUGGACCGAGACGGCAUAUGCGGACAUCACGUCUUCUUAACAUAGCUCAUUAUUUUUCCUAUUUAUUUAAAAAUAUAUAUAUAUAUAUAUAUAUAUCACCACUUAAAAAAGAUUUAUCUAAAUAAUUCGAUUGUGUAUCUCUGAUGACUGUUAUUUCUCAUUUAUGCAAUUAGACAAGAUAAAAGAUAACAAAUUCACUCAUCUAGAUAAAAUACAAGACCGAUCUAUACAUUAGUAUUAUGUACCUACACGGAAUUUUACCGGUGUAAUUCUUUUUUAUCAUCCCUUAGGUAUCAUACGUCAUGUUGUUAGUUAUUUUCACGUGCGUGCUCGUUUGUUAUUGUUAUCCUACAACGCGCGCACAUAAACAUUGAUCCGGGUUCGGACAUCCGUCGUCGUCAUCGUUUUUUUUUUUUUAUUACCAUUAACUCGUGUGACCUCUGAUCCGGUCGGUUAAAUUUUGUACGCUCGGAACGAUAAAAAAAAAAAAAACCAAGAAGAAUGAUAAUAUAUUAUACCUAGUAACUAUAUAUACAAUAUUACGAUGGUAUUAUAUAUUACCUAUACGUAUUAGAAGGUAUCCAAAGAAUAUUAUUCUUGAAAUCGUACAAAAAAAAAAAUAAUACGUUUACCCAUCUUAUAUACUAUAUAAAUAUAGGUAGCUAAUCAACGCGGCCACUUUCUCUUUCGUUUUAGCCGUUUCAUAUAGACACACUCGAUGUAAAACGACGAUUGGAUACCUAUACGUAAAAAACAAUAAUCUGUUUUUUCUUGUCGAACGUGUUUCAUAUGAUGUCCGUGGUAAGUUCCACUUACGAUAGUAAUCGAAAAUGACGUACGAUGCAUAUUUUUUUAAAUAUUUGACUAUAGGGUAUGCAACCUCAACCCGAGGGAUUGGAGAGGGACGGAAAUAAAAUAAAAGUUUAAUUUUCGAAGUAUCUGUCACAUGGUUACACGAGCGUGUACAGUAUCUCUGGCCGAAAAAAAGCGAGCUUUGUAUUGAUAGAAUCCGCACAUUGAUUAUUACGGAUUUUUAUUUAUUUUAUUAUUUUUUUUUUUUUUAAAGGGAGGAUAGACGACGGAUUCUUAUACAAUAAUUUAGUAGAAUAGAAAUAAAAUGAUAUAAUAUCUUAUCCGCAAAAGUCCAAUAACCAUAUUAUUAUUCGCAUUGAUUCAUUAUGUUCAUAAUGUUCAUCGGGAAUAUUAUUGUUUUGGUGGCGGUUCUAAGUAGGUACUCCCGCAAACGAAACAUUUUUCACUAAAUCGAAUACAUUUUACGAAAGAAUAUUAAUAAAUAAUAUAAAGUAUAAUAAUAUUAUUGUCACAAUAUAUCUGCGGUUAAUAGAUUAUUAACUUAACGAAAUACGAAUGGGUAAUACCGAUACGUAUUGUUUUGUUUCAGUUAUUUGUUUUUUUUUUUUUUUUUUUUUAUUAUUCGAGGAUACUCAACCUCGUUUAUGUUAAAUAACUUUCGAAUGCUUUGUGGUUUUUUUGCCGCGUCGUGAGACAAUAAAGAUAAUAAUACAGUUAAUUUAACGUUUUAAUUGUUCGAUUUUAUUUAGUGAACUGUAUUUUACUUUUUUUUUUUUUUUCAAAGGUCUAUGCAAGUUAUCUAGAUACAUUUUUUUUCAUUUAAACAAUUUAUUAACUGUUAUCGUUUUAAUAACACUGUAUGAUUACCGCGUGUUGAAUAAUAAUAAACCGCGUCUGUUAUAACACUGUACAUAGUAACUUAACUUCAUAUAUAUAUUUUUUUUUUAGUAAAUUUUAAAACUACUUAACAAUUUGAAUAUGGUUUUUUCCCUGAUCAUUAGUUUCUAUUGCAGUAGUACGUAGAGAAAUACAUUGCAAAUAUUAAUAAUGGAACACGAGUUAAAUAAUUUAUAAUAAUGGCAAUAUUAUUAUCACUGUGCGCCUAAUACUCUAACCGCAUGCACUUACGGUAUAAUUAAGAUUAUUGUUAACAUUAUCAUUAACGCGGUGAUGACGUAAUUAUAUUUGAAACGUACACAAUAAUAUACACUAUACUCUCUCUCUUGUAAUAUUAUACGAAUUACAUUUUUUUUUUUUCUUAGUUUGUGCCUCGGUCUGUAAUACUUACACACGUAGGCUUCAAAACGCCUCGGGUACGUCCGUAUGUAAGUAUUUGUGUGAGCGAGUGUGUGCGAGAUUUUAAUAAUAAUAAUCGUAAACAAAUAUAUUGUAAUAAACUAAUACGUGUUUUACGAUUCUUAUGUGUGUACAAUUGAAAGUCUGUAAUAUCUUUCUGUCCAUUAUAGGUAUAUAAAUGGAUAGUUUUAUGAAACUUUGCACACUUGACAUUCGAAACCGAAGGAAGGUUAUACUGUCUAUACUUUUUAUCUCGAAAUUCAACCCCUAAACGGUUACUGAUACAGAGGUUUAUGGUAUUUUUUGAACGAAAUAAAAUUUUUUUUUCUUUUGUCAAUUUAUGGGUUAUUUUUGUGACACGAAUAAAAAAAAAAACAGUUAUUAUUAUUUAAUUUGGUUGUUAUACACACGAAAAAGUAUCCUUUUUCAACGAUAAAUUUCUGUCCAGAAAAUAACGAGUAAUUCAGUCAUUUUAUACAGGGUGAGCACACUUAGUAAAUAAUAUUAUUUUAAAGCAGUAUAUUUUUGUUUUAUUUUAAACGCGUUGAUAAUUUACUCCCAAAUACAAUAGUCUCGAAUUAUACGUUUAGUAUAAUAUUUGGUACGCAACCGGAUACAGGUCUAUUUCCGUUUACAAAAAAAAAUAUAUAUAAAUUCUAUCGGCAAUAGAAUACGACUAAUAGAUAAAAUAUUUCAUAAUAUAAAGUAUUAUUUGCGUUGGCGCGUUAUGGGGAAUCGCGUGUAAAAAAAUAUAUUAUAUUGUCGCAUAAUAUUUUUUUACUCUUCGAUUUAUGAUUUAAAUAAUGUGCGCAAUUCGAUAUUAUAUAUACUAUGACAUUUUAUUUUAUAUUGAUUAAUGCGAAAAAUUACGAGGCUUUUUUUAUCUUUGUUACUAAACCACAAUGAAUUGAGGAGAUUAUACAGUAUAAAGUGCUCGAAUUGAGGGAGGACGCAGGGAGAUGAAGUAUCUCAACUAUUUUUUCAGAAAUGUAAGCAUACCUUUAUUGUUUGUUUGAAGUGAAACGUAUGAGACGCAGUGGAGGAUACAAGGGGUGCCAUGGUGAUUACUCGCCUUUGGGCUGGUUUUCUUUAUUCUGGUAAUUCUUUAUAUUUUUUAAUUCUUUAUUUAAUGUAUACUUUUUUAAUAAAAUCUGCCUCUUUUAAACAACCCUAGGAUCUAGCACUGCCUAUUACGAUUAAAACAUGGUAUAUAUUUUGAAUUUUUAUCGACAUUUAUUUUCAUUAAAAUUUGAACUUAAAGCGCUUACAAGAAAAUUACUACAUUACGUUGAACUUUUUUCAUAUAACCGAAAAAUUUCCAGAAUGAUUUGAAAAUUUGCCAUGAACUCAACUGGAUGGUGACAAUCGCGGAAGUGCGGGAUGCUUAUGUUUCUAUAAAAUAUUACGUGCGACACAGACAGAGACAAAUAAAAUCUAAUUUAGUGGAAAGGCACAAAAGAAGGAAAUAUUCUUAAGGCAGCAGGGUCCGAAAACCGAGAGAAGCCGGACGCACAGAAGAACAGAUGGGAUACGUGGCGAGUUUUGUAUUUAGUGGCGUAACGCGGCUUUAAAGGUCAAAUUUCGCGGAAAAAGACUAAGAAUUAUUUCGCUAUAAAAGAAAAACUGAAAGAAAAAUGUACGUUUUUAUAAUAUGCGAGUACCUACGAUGUUAAAUUAUUAUUAUUAAAAACUGUAUACGGUUGCGCUGCGUCGUUUUUACGACAUUGGUGAUACCUGAUGCAGUUUUGUUGUAUAUUGUCUGUGUCUGCCGCAGAAGUGAGAACAAAAAUAAUUGCCCGUAAAACGGGUUGAACGGUUUUAUGUUUUUUAACCCGAUGAGCCCGAGAAGAAGCGUACAGUAGUAUUGACCGUGUAUUAUACGUAGACGAACGAAUACGAGUAUAAUAAAGUGUAAUACAUACGUAUAGUUGGUAUAUAAAACCUAAUGUUUUUUUUUAACGAUGUGCACAUUGUUUUUGUUUUAUUUUUCACCGUGCAAGAAUAAUAAUAUAUUUGCAUAUCCUACCGUCGUUGUAGUCGACCAUUAUUAUUUAUUAUAUUGGUAUUGCUUUGAACUUGAUACCACAAUUCGUCGGAUGCGGUGACCUAGGCCUACAAACGACGCGCUCGGCGAGUUCCAGUUUUUUUUUUUUCUUUUUUUUUUCAGAAACUCGCAAACUGGAUAUUAUUAUACCAACACUAUCGACGGCGCAGCAGGUCGUGAGUAUACUUAAAAAAUACAAAUAAAAACGCGCGAUAUUCACGUAUAUAACUAGGUACCUAUAUAUAAUUUACGAUAAAACCGACCGAACGAUUUUAUGCAAUAAUAUGUAUUAUUAUAUAGGCAAUGUGUAAAAUUGUGUAACACACUACUUGGCGAGUAGCGUCGUCAGCGACGAGCGAUGAAUCGAAACAAAUAAUAUAAAUUUAAAAAAAGAAAGUAUACACAUAUUAUAUAUUAUCUUUUUAUUUGUCGGUGAUAAUAUUCAUAUUGUUAUUAUUAUUGUUAUCAAAUACGUUUCAAAACAGUAGCUAAAAUAAAAUAUAUGUAUACGUUAUGUUUACAAUGUAUUGCCGACAGUCAGAUAUAAGAUGAAUAGAUAAUAUAGUAUUAUUAUGUAUAGACAGGUAUUCGACAGCAGUCUGCAACUUUCGUACGAACGCAUUAUUAAUGUGCAUCGCACGUGUCUGGGCACCUACUUUUUUGUCGGUUAAUUUACAAAGAAUUUUUUUAAGGUGGCGGGCGGGGUCGCACUCGGUCUUCCGAAUUUCGUCCAAUUCUCGGCGCCAUUUGAAAACUAUUAUCCACCUUUUAAGUAUACAGUAAACGUAAUAAGGGCGAGGGAGAGGCAGACGAUUCAACAACAAUAUGAUUGAUGGGGCAGAAUUGUCGUGUGGACAAACGUCUACGGGAAAGCCCGUGACAUACGAUGUACAUGCACCUACCUACGGGAAUGUCGUUUGUAAAAUGUACUGUUAUGGCCGUGUUGUGCAUACAGGCAGAGAUAGUUAACCACAAUCAUAAUAUUAUUAUAAUAUCUAUUUCGAACGACAACGAUUAUGUACACGUGGCGUUAUGCAAUUGUAGUUUUCAAUGUUACUGGGUUAUAGCAAUUUUCGUGUUCAAACGUCUGCACAGUAUACUCGUAAUAUUAUCAUGUAUACCUGCUUAUAUCUGAAAGUUACCGUGCAUUAUGACGUAGAAGUAUAAUAAGAGAGAGAGACAUUAAGAGCGAGCAAAAAAAAAAAAAAUAAUACCCGUCCGUAUUUUUAUUUAGCCGGUAUAUUGAUGAAUUCGAUUCGAACGAACGUGUUUUUUUUUCGUUAUAACAUUAUGCAAUCCGCAGAAAAAAAAAAAAGCUAUAUACAUACGAAAUUUUGACUAUACUAUACCCGUACGGUUUUUAAAACCCGUGUAAUUUAAAUAGUAUUUUUUUUUCCGACAUCCAAACGUCCGUGUUAUUAUCUGUGUAAACUUCCCCAUUAGCGUAAAUCGUAUGUAUACGCCAUUUCAAGGCCGGCAAAACAAUCGGAUUACCCGUCGGGUUUGGUUUUUUUUCUUUCAAAAAAAGGUUUCUGCACACGUAACUAUGUAGAAUGCAUAUUCGUUUCGGACAACCAUGCGCGCGAUCAUGUUGAAUUAUGUAUAAUCCGUAUUAAUAAUACUAUAUCGAUUGGUGUGAUCUCGUCGAAAAAAAAAAAAAAAAGAAAAAGAAAAAAAAGGGAACGUUCAGUGUAAUUUUUGCUGUUACACGAUACAGACACUAUUAUACAUAGAUACUACAUAGAUUCGAAUUAUAUUAUUAAACGCACAUCUCGAAUAAAUUAAUAUUAUAUUAUAUUCCACGCGUUUUACAUUUUAAAUAUGCGUGUUUUGGACAAGACGUGAAACUUUCACAUUGUAAUACUAUAUAUACGGCAUAAGCAUAACCUAUACUCUAAAAGAUACAAUUCCUUCUAAAUUUUUUUUUUUUCCGGCGUACAAUAUAACGCGUUGUAGGUAUAAAUAAGAUGUAUAAACGGUGAUUUAAAUAUUCGAUUUUGUUUGAACGCGCUAUUAUCGUGUACGGUUUUCGAUUAUUCCGGACGGAUGUCGUAAAGUGCACUUUUCAAAGUACCUAUACACAUUACACCUGUAUUAAAAACCGCAAAAAAAUAUCACCGGUCUAUUUAUUUUUUAACGCUCGAAAAUCAGUAGGAAAUCGAACGGGGACGGUACUUUUUAGGAAAGUAUUACGCUUGUAUCUAUUUCAUAAAUCGGAAAUUUAAAAGAAUUUUGCCGAAAAUAAUUUAUGUUUGUUUCACACCGGUUAUUGCCAAUAUUCUAACACGUUUCAACAUCCGAAAUCCGUGUACACACCUGAGGCGUAAAAUGCCGUGCUUAGUAACGUUUAUAACAGCUAGGACGCAGUAAAAUUACAAACACCUAACUAUCUAAAUACAAUAAUAUAAUAAUGAUCAGAAUGGUUGGAUGAGGUCGUAGGAGGAGGAUAUAGGCGACGGUCAUAGAACGGGAAAAUGCAAUUUUAAAAUAUCCAUACUAACUUUUCAUUCCAUAAUAUGUUUUUAAUACUUUUAAAUAAAACCUAAUUUAAAUUAUAAUGUAUUUACUGUCUAGUUUUGAAAUUUUUUCAAUAACCUUAGGCAAAUAACUGUUAUAAUAAUAGUGAUGAAUUGUGGUAGUCGGACGACCAUUUUGAAUCCGUUAGUUAUGAAUUAUGAUAAAGUAAUGUCGAAUUUUCAGCUGCUCAAAAAUAUUAAUUUUUCGAAAUAAUAUCUAUACUAAAAUAAUCCGAUCAUCGAGUAUUAAUCGGUUUAAUUGGAUUUUUCUUCUCAAAAAGAUUAUUGAUUAUGAACGACAGUCAUAAUUUAUUGUUUGUAGAAUAAAUCAAAUAAAUUUAUUCUCGUGGUGUACUCAUAUUAUUUAUAGUAACUACCAAUACAAAUGUAUGUGGUUAAAUAAUUUGGGAGGAAAAAUGGGUUGCACGGAGAAUUUUCCACGUUUUAGAUCGUAAAAAUAAGAAGGUUACAGGUUCUGGUGGAAAAAAUAAAUUUUUGAUCGCAUAGUUCACAUUAUUGUACCUACCUACUGUUUUUUUUCGCAGUUAAGAGAAAGCAAUAAAUUAGACUAGUUUUUUUUCUUCUAAAUGAUUUUGCGCGUUACGGCCACUAAAAGCGUACUGGUGUGUACCUUCGAUUAAAAACGAUUUUAGGUCGUCCGAUGUAAUAUUGUCAAUAUGGUACCUACACAUAUAUAUAUAUAUAUAUAUAAUAGAAUGUUUCAAGCAUUUUAAAGUAUGACCGAAGUCGGGAUAUCCUCCUAGCUCUUUAAGUAGGUAGGUACCUAUCUAUAUAACACACGAGUAUACCUACACCGAUUUGGGUCAAAACUAAACACACAUAAUAAUAUUCUACUUGAUUGAGGUCAGCUGGCCAUAUAAUAUGAUCGCGGUUACGAAUCGCGGCGCACACGUCGUUCGUCGUGGUCGUCGUCGUCGUCGUCGUCGUUCUACCCUAAGGACUCACUAUAAUAUUAUAUACGGAUCGAGAGAGUGUUUAUGUACUCCGGAUAGGAGAAUAAUAAAAAAACGAUUUUGUUCGUAGGUUAGGUUGUUUUAUUUACCCGACAGCAUAAAUCACGUUGCUCGAAGAAUAUUAUAAUGUACAGUCGAGUACAAUAUGACAACGGCGAUGACCUUCACCCUAUUCGUAUAAAUAUGUGUAUAAACAUAUUUAUAAUAAUAUUACGAUGUCAUGUCUUCUGGACCAGCAAAAGACGUUAUUUUAAUAUAGGCGCAGACAGGUGAAUGUUGAAGAGUUACCGUAUUUUACACACGACGACGAAACGAUAAUUACACGCACUUUUACUGCCGUACGUGUGCGGAUAAAACUGAGUUUUUAGCGAUGCCGUGAACCGAGUGCGAUGUCAAAUCGUUUGAUCCGCCGACGUAUCUGAGUGCGGAUUAAUUUUUUUUUUUCUGUUAUUAUCCUAAAAUACUAUACUAUAUUCGUUUGAGCGCGUUUCGUAAGCCUAUUCGAGCGCGAGUACUGUUUUUUUUUUUUACUCUAAAAUGUUCACGGGUCAUUUGAAGGCGUUUUAUUUCGAGUAGUACUAUACGAUACGACCGCAGGUGUUUCCGGGCUACUCCGCUUGGUACAAAAACCCAUAACCUACCCGCUGGUGCGAACCUGUUACCGUUCGAGGAAUUUUAAGUGUCCUAAACGUAAAUAGCUAGAGCCCAGUCGUUGAAAACCCACGUUGCGUAAGUCACAGGAAUCUGUUAAUAAUCCCGCAUUAUAAUAUUAUGUUGUGUCUCGUCAAUAUAUAUAAUUUUAAAAUCGCGUUCAAAUGGGCGGUGGAAAUUGUUCAUGUCCGAUUUGCUGCAGUAGGUACCGGAUAUUGAUAAUAUACGAACACGUGCCGUUUUUUCCGGAAACGGCCCGUUUGAUAUGCACGUCCCGUCGUAGAUAUACUCGUAUAAAAUUACACUGUUUCGCAUCUCGGCGAUAAAAAAACGCGCGAAAAAAAGACUUUUAAGAAACGACGUUGCGUCGCGAGUUUGUUGUCUCGAGAAAAUCGACUUUUUUCUGUUUAUUUAUGAUUCAACCGGUAAUAGCCUGAAUAAGACAGCUGGUGCCUGUAGCUCUGAUAAUACAUGGUACACAUCACACGCUUAUGCGGCUGAACGUAUAUAAUGUAUUUAUAUAUAUAUAUAUAUACGUAAUAUGUCUUCAUAAAGGUCAAGUUUACCGAAACGUAAUACCCGAUGAUAGAUGUGCGUGGGUGUAAUAAUAUAAUCAAGUAUACAUACACUGCACGUAUUUCCAGGUGCUAUACAAAGGACGACGCGAACAAAUAUCUACAAAAUGUCGUAAAAAAAACCUAAUAAAACAAAUAUACACAACGUUUUUACGUUUAAAUUUGAAAAGCCCAAAAUCGAUUCUUUAACUUCCUCAAACCGCAAGCGGUUUUUUCUGUCUCCCGUCAAUCAAGUCCUUAUCAAUACUUAGUCUACAUCAUCGAUAUUAGGGGUUGUUAUGCGAAAAAAAUUCGGACAUUUUGCGCUUACGGUAUCAAUCUCAAAUUCUAUAAAUCUUGAAAUCCUUAUAAUUCCUAAAUCGAGAAAUAGUGUUUGUCCGUUAGAGUUUUAAACGAUAAAUCGAUAAAGUACGGACAUGAUCGCGGCACGAUGAUGUCCUCGAGUUUUAUACGCUUCAUGUUAUAUACGCGCGUAAAGUAAACGUAAAAUGAAAAAAAAAAAAAAAAAAAAAAACAAGAUAUACUACUAUAUAUAAUGUUAUUGUUGUAUACAAAACAACGACGAUAUAAGCCUCAAGUUGGUGAUUUUUUUUUUUUAUUUUUGCUCCACAAUCGUCGUUGUAUACCCGGCGUCGAACGAGUUUUCGCAUGUUUGCGCAACACGAUAAUAUAAUAUUACUAUAUUAUUAGGUUGGUAUAUUAUUAUUGCGUGGUGCGUAUACCCGGGAACGUAUUCAAAAAGCCGACCGACACGAGUCGUCUUCGAAAAGUUAUGUCAUAUUAUGCGCGUGUUUAAAAUACUACCCGCAUUAUUACAAUAAUAUUAUUAUGUUAUAUGAUAAUAAUCCGCAGCCGCGUGUUUAUAAUCUCUUUGAAGUAGGCAGGUACAUUUUGUACACCUCAUAUACAUAUUAUAUUUAUAAUAGUAGGCACGACGCUUUUUAAGUAAUUGCACAAUAACGUGUACAGAGCGGUAAAUUACGAAUUAACGUAAGACCACUCACGUUAUCUCGGAAAGUCUUCCUUUUUUUUUUUUUUUUUUUUAAAUAAUUUUUUAGAAAAUUUAAGAAACAGUUCUUCUAAAACGUUACAUGAUCGUUUUUGUUUUCUUUUUGACACGUUUAUUUUUAUUGGGACGAAACCACUUUUGACUUUCAAAUUGCGACCUAUAUUAAUAAUUCCAUCCGUAGACGAAGUUUUAGGUUGAAUACAAUUUCGGCGUCGACAUUUGUAUUUAUUUUUUUUACCAUUUUGACGAGAUAUUCCAAUAUUUGAGUUUGUCAUUUUGUCGAUAGUGGGCAGUGGUGAAACGAACGUGGUUUUUCAGAAUCGGGUUGAUUCGCGAUUUUAUUCAAUUUUUUUAAGAUUCAGGGGUAUUGGAUAGGUCAUAAGUUGCUUCUGGAAUAUUUUAGGUUCGUUUCACCACUAGCAGAGGGAUAAUGGUAAUUUGUUUGGAUUUUUUGUGUGACGUUUAAAUAAUAAUCAACGUUUUGCCCGUAAAAAAUAAAGGUGCGACAUCUACAAAUAACGGUAAUGUACCAUUUUGCUUGUUCCUUAAAUAUUCUAAACAAAUACUUUUCGACAUAGUGAGCGUUUUUCGUUACAUCGAUCACCCUGUACGGGCUGUGUGCAUAGUACUUAGGCAAUAAUAAUUAGUUUCUUCCAUACGGCACAUGGAGUUUAAUACGUUUAUAAAAACGUUCCCGUAUAUAUACUUACAAGCGGCGUUGUUACUUAUUAGAAGUACCUACCUAUUAUUUAUCAUUAUUAUACACUCGCACUCCGUGUUGACGCCAUAACCUACAUCAACGUACGUACCUCUACACCGUAUAAUAUUAUAUAGUGUCGCGACUAUUGUCUAACCUAAAUGUUCUACACCGACGACGACGACGUGCCGUUUAAAAAACGCGUUUGAAAGUCAAAACUUGUUGAAAGAAUAGGAGACGACGAGGAUUAAUUGUAGUGGGAGGAGAAGGCGCAGUAAUGUCAAUAAUAUUCGCGAUGAUAUUAUGCGUAUAUACAACGAUCGCCAGCCGAGAGACGUAUAAUAGUAAUUCGCACGAUUUUUACUUGAAAAUAUUCGAAAAUCGAUUUAAUUUCUCGACAGAGCAAAAUAUAAUUUGACCUAUAUUAUAUGAGUAUACGUUUUUUUUUUUUUUUGUAUUAAAAACUUCGUACUUCAUUUUUACUCUUAACUGCGACUUUUGUAAUUAUUAAACUCUUUAGACUACUACAAAUAAAAGUUAUCUAAUUGUGCAGUAAAAUUCUUUUCCGACAACUAUUUAUUCAUUGUUAUGCAUAGAUUUUUAUCGAAAUGUUCAGGAGUUUAUGUGAUAGAUAUACUUAUUUAUUCAAAUAAAUAUACCUGAUACAUAAAAAUCGACAUUUUUAAAUUUCUAGACAAUUUUCUCUAUAAUAAUUAUGCUGCAAUAUAUAAGAGCUUUCGUACCCUAUAUUUUACCCCAUUUUCAAUGUCUAUAUUCUAUUCUCAAUCCCAGUCCAUCUCCAUGCCACGUUUUUUUCCGCAACAAUACGUUGUCUCUCGGCCUUUAUUUAUUUAACAAUUAUAUCAAGAUAGUUUCUGAGAAAAAACAAUGUUUGAAUCGCAUUCAAUAAAGAAAUAAUAUUAUAUUAGUUAUCAGUUGUUAAAAUUUUCUAAAAUGAAAUAUCGUCGUUAAUAUUUAUGAGUUCUUUCGUAUACACGAGCGAUUCUUUUAAAAUAAUAAUAUUAUAAUUCAAUAAUAAUUAUGUAUUCAAUUUUUAUUUUUUAUAUGAACCGGAAACCUGUUUUCGGUACUACCUAUACUAUAAAUCCACAAUUUUAUUCAAAUGUUUGAAACCGUUUACAAUUAUAUACUUAGGUAAUAUACCGCGGUUUAUUUUUGAGUACAAUAUGAUAUUAAUUAACGAAAGCAACAGGUUCUUGUGAUAUUAUUAUUUAUUGAAUAAUUCGAACUGAAACCGUAAUUUUCGUUUUUUGAUAUUUUAAUUACGUUUAGCCAUAUCCCGAUUUGGUAUUUGUGAUUUACAGCAAUAUGGUAAAAUAAACUCGUUAACAAAAUUAUUAAGUCAACAUAUUUUUCAUUACACGCUCAUCUUCGAAGUCAACUUAUUUUAUAAGACGUAACGCGUAACAUACAAAUAGUCUGUAUUGUUCACGGGUAGAAUAAUGUUAUAGGUGCACGAUAAUUAGGAUGGUAUAUGAUAUGUAGUUUAUGAUACGUAAUUUAGUUUAUAUACGGUAACGAUGAAUCAUUGAAAACGAAAAAAAUGAUUUUGAUCGACAAAGUGUUAUAGUCGUGAUUGUUGCCCUUGUCGUCAGUGUAUCCCAGAAAUGAACAUAAAUCAAACAACCAAAAAAGAACUCGGACGGGGGUGAACUGUAGAAAACCGCAAUAAAUGUAGCAAAUAAAGUACCGCCCGGCAGAAAUUCUGCACGUUCUUUAGGUACUGCGUGAAAAAAUUGGAGCAAUUGUCUAAUCGCCAUAGUGAAAAAAACAAUUUUUUAAUGGAAAAAGUAUUGGGGAUUUCGUACGAUUUUUCAAAUAAAACCAUAAAACCAAUAAAUAAAACAAUAAAACCAUCGGGCGUUGAAUCCGCAUUUUUUAAUAAGGUAAUAUGACAAUGCAUAAUCCGAGAACUUUUACUGUCCGUAAAAAUGUUUACCAAGAAAAAAAAACACAUCUUUGUAAAACUAAUAGUUUCUCCGAAGAGCUUCUUUUAUUCAGAAUCUAAUAUGUGUAUAUAUAUAUAAUAAUAUAUAUAUUAAUACGUUAAAAAAAAAUAAAAAGGUUACUAUAGCAAGCUUUCCGUCGGUAAAUAUAUUUUAUAUACAAGAGGAUAAUAACUGAUAAUAACAGAUUUGUGUUUGUAUACGUGUGGGCAAAUAUAGUAGUUCCACUUUAAAGAAUAUAAACCGAAUACGCACGGCGUAAAGUAGAAAGGUGAAGGACGGCCGAGAGAAUAUAAUAUACCUAGGUUGGGUGUAAAAAAUGAUUUUAACUCUUUUGAUUAGGUACCUGCAUAACAACAAGUGUGCCAAUCGUUUGCUGAGCGUACGUUUUACCGAUUAUCCGGUAGAAUGUGUAUAAUUCUUUUAGUUAAUAAACUAUAGGCUUAAUACGGUUUUUUUUUUUUUUUAAUCGUGUAUUCGACGUUUAAUUAAUAUUAUGAAAAGUUUUUUUUACCACCUAAUUUGCUACGACCGUAGUAACUUUUGUACCGGCGCGGUUUCUGAUGUUUUCGCCCGUCCGCGUGAGAAUUAACGUUUAUUAAAUAAAUCACGUAUACUAUACGAUUGCUUGCAAUAAUAGCGUGUACACUCCUAUUCGUUGACCUCAUGCGAUGUGGAUACGACAACACAUUAUAAUAACAUCGGACGAGCGGCGGCGAUUCGCGUUUUUUCCCUCCACGUAGGAAAAUGAAAGUGUGUGAUUUUAAAUAAAUUAUAAUAAGGGGACCGCUGCCGUAAAACACUACCGCACUUCUAGUAUUUUUCAAAACGGUAUUCAAAAUCGAUAAACAAAAAAUAACUACCCACGAUAAGCACUCGGAAGUGCGGGUCCUAUGUUUGGAGCGAUUCAUACAGAUAAAUUUUAAAACAAAAAAUAAAAACGUCCCGGGAAAACUAAAAAAACGUUAUUCCGACAAAAAAGUUUCAAGGUAAAAAAAUAAAAAAAUACCAUAGUUUUCGCAGUAAACAACUUUUUUCGUUCUUUUGGAUAUCGAAACUAAAAAAAAAAGUCGAUACUGUUUACGAGUAGGUUCGCUCUACUGUCUGUAUAAAUGGGUAGUUAUGGGAAGGUGCGUAAAGUAUACACACGGGCCAUUCGGUUUACACUACGUGCAAAGAUAGAUAUUCGCUAACGAAAAAUCGAUUCUGAGCGUAGUAGUCGACAGAAGUCGAAGAGCUAGGAGCUGCGGAAAAUCUCGGUAAAUGUUUCGAACGAAAUGGGUAUACCGCCGGGCGAUAAAUCCCGCGUAUUUUGAGGCGAGUACCUACCACGCGGACAAAUCGAACGUUUUUUCCGUUUUGGAUCAUUGGGGGGAGGGUGGGGGGGUUGGACCGCAUUUAAGACCCGGUCGCGUACGGCGAUAAUUCGUUGUGCGAGUUCGUCCCGGCGGUGUAGACACUUGUCCGUUUUACUCGACUCGACUUUUCACUCAACAGCGCCCGCCCGCUAAAACAAUCGUAAUGACAUUACAUUGGGUAUAUACCGAUUACCGAAAUGGCGGUCACAAGGUACACACGCGCGUCGCGCACAAAUACAAACAAACCGGACCGCCGAGUCGUCGCGCGAAAGUGGAUCAAGGGCAACGGUACCGAUAUUAUUAUUAUAUUAUUUAUAUGCUCCGAUCGCGACUCAUCGGUCGGCGGCUGCUGCGGGACACGUCGUCUGUUCCGUUCCGUUUGCGAACCGUUGCGACUGAAAAUCGGUUUUUUACCUCCGGGGAGUUUACGCCGCGGACAAAAAAAAAAAAAAAAAAAAAAAAAAAUAAUUUCUCGUACGACGGUCCACGAAAAACGCCGUAUACGGUGUUAUCAUUUCGGGACGGUCGAAAUCUCCUUGCUUUUUGUGUCGCAGCCGUCCGUCCCGAAGACAGGUUUUAACGCGUAUUAUUGUAUACGUUUAUUGGGCGGUUUCUUUAUCUCUUCCGGUAUGUAUUUUUUUUUUUUUUUCGGACGGACUUCCUUUAUAUUAAUACGGUGUGCCGGUCAGCCGUACCGACGCCGCCGCCGCCCCGCCCGUCCCGACGAAUUUCGUAAUGUGGCACACUUUCUAUUACUCGCGGUAAGACGGUUUUAAUCGGUUUUUUUUUUUUUUUUUUAUAUACAGAACAGCAGUAAAGUAUAUAUUAUUAUAGUGUUAACGCGAGACUUCGUCUACGCAUCGAUUAUCGUCAUCGUAUCAUUUUUAUAAUAAUAUGAUAGUGCGGGAGCCGAUAUUGGAUUUUUUCCCGUAUCCGCGGCUACCGAUACGAAACCGACACCCGAUCCCAUGUUUGAAAUCGAAAACCUCGAGACGAUAAUGUUUCGUAAACCCGAUUCGUUUAUAAACGUUUUUUUUUUUUUUUUUUUUUUGAUGAUCCACGAGACAUUUGAAAAAAAAAACCGAAAUCCGAUAUCGAAUAAUAAUUGUCGACCGACGACGAUUAAUACAAUAAUAGCCCGUGACCACUGAAAUUCCGAGGUUUUGUCUUCUCAUCGCGAUAUGACUAAUUUCGAAAUAACAGUGUUAUAAACGCCGCAGACCGCAGAUUUUAGGGGUUUUGUCGCGCGCGGGUUUUUUUAUUUUUUUUUUUUUUACUACAAUGACUGUGGCCGAGUGCUGGAUUUUACGGGAAUUUAUUUCGAUCUUGUGUGGCCCAACAGGCAAUCACGAACAGGUAUAAAUAUUUCGUCACAAUAUUCCGGCGGUAACGUUUUCUUUUUUUUUACUUUGUAAAUCUUCGGUCGGUAUCUAUUAUAAUAAUAAGGUUAAGCCGAAAUAUAAUUUAGCGCGGACGACGUAAUAUUUCAUUUUGUAUAAUCUUAAUAAAUUAUUAGUCACGGGUUGAAUAAUAAUGCCUGAACUAUGCGGACCGGGGCUAAACACCUUUGAAUGUAACGUUUUAAAAACCUAUUAGUCCCCGGUAUCGCCUCGCACAACAAUGUGGUAAAAAAACGAUUUCCCAACGACAUUAUAUUAUUAGUAUUGUUUGUUCCGAUAUUCCGACACAACGUCGUACCUAUAUAAUAUUUCCUAACCGUUUGUAUAGUCUGAUAGUAUUCCCGUCGAGUGCCGCGAGGAUUAAAACAUAUUAGGUAUAAGGUAGCGUUUUUUUUUUUUUUUUUUUUUUUUACCUGUAAGAGGUACAAUAACAAUAUAAGGAGCUACGUGAGAUAAAAAAAAAUAACAGUACACAUGUACGAAAUCUCAUCGAGAGGCCAGGUACUGUAACAGACGGUUUGAACAUGAGUAAAAAUGGGGACCGAGAUCAAAUAAAAAAAACAUUUCAAUGAAGGCGGGGGAAAGAGACCCAGAAAGCAUUGGUCAAAUUGAGCAAAGCCGGAAAAAAACGGGAAACAUUGAUCGGAAAGAAUGUAUUGAUAUUUUUAAAGAAAUUACAUUAUUCCUUAGCACCUUUUCAUAUUUAACAUAUUUUUUUUACAUCACAAUAAAAUUUCGAGCAUCAAGAGAUCUAGCAGCUCACUUCACGAUCUGAAAUGGAAAUAAAAAAAAAAAAAAGGGGGACUUAUAUUCCAAUAAAAAUGUAUAUAUUUAAGGAAACGGUACACAUGCAUUCGUUGUAUCCGUCGUUAGUUCGUUAUGGCAAACGCUCGACAUGGGACAUUUGCGUUUAGCAGAAUCAAUUUUGGGCUGUACAUUUUAAUAUACAAUUGAUUGAUCUACUAUCAAACGUAUCUGCGUGUUGUUCGUUGUUUGUUUUUUCGUUAUUUUAAUUUUAAAGCGAGACACGAGCGUGUGAAAUAUUACAAUUAUUUAAGAAUAAUCAGUUCUCUCUUGGAAAUUAAAAUAUCGGACAAAAUCAAUAGCGUACAAACUCAGCUAAUGUUCUUACCUUUAAGUCUGAUGAUAGAUAUAAAUUCACUACAUCAUUGAAAUUAAAAGCGUACAAUUGGUUCUGCUGAAUGCAAAUUUCCCAUGUGGUACGUUCUCAAGACAUAAAAAAUUAAUAUGCAUGCGUAUAGCAUCCCCUUGAAAGCGAUUAAAAGCGAUUAUUAUAUGACGUUCCCUUGAAAUGCGGUGCUUGGGACCCCUCUGGUCCUCCUAACUUCGUCCCUGGAAUGCCGUCGGGGCAAGUUUUAAGCUUGUACAGAGAAUGACGUUUUAUACGGUGCAGGGCGAGAGAUUCGUUGAAUACCAUGCGUUUUUUUAAACCCUCUUCUCUUUUUCUUUUUUUUUGAGCGGGAUAAUAAUAUGUCCCUCGCGGUCUCGUUACGUGGUCUCUUUUAUUUCGUUUUUUUCCCUCCUUUUGGGAGUUACACCGCGACGUCUUAAUGAUGUGUUACAGGGUUUUUGGAACUCGGCCAUACCUAUAAUACGAGUAUAUAUAUAUAUAUAUAUAUAUACGCAACGAUAUUUUAUUCUGGAAGUCGUCCAUACGUGCGCGAGGUUUCCGUUAAUGUAUUUUAUUUUUAUGAACGAAUUUCGGUAUACUAUUAAUGCUGGUAAUAUGUUGUAUUUUUGUGAAAAAAGAAAAAAGAAUAAUAAUAAUAAUAAUAAUAAUUUCGAAAAUCGUAAACCUAUUUCGGUCUCGGACGUUUUAUACGUUUUAUCGCGUUUAAGUGCAUUGCUGCAAUAUUAUUAUUACGCGCCUCGGCAUUAGGUAUAAAUCAUUUCAAAAAUAAAUGGGCUAUUUUAUAACAUACGUGUACCUACGCUUUAAGUUAUAAAUAUAUAUGUAUAAAAAAUAAUAACGAAACCUAUAAGCGGGGGGAAAAAAAAUAUUUCAUAAUUAAAAAAAAAAAACUAUUCGAUUCCGUUAAACUAUUUUCCGUCAGUGUAAUACCUAUGCUAUCGUGUUAUUGACAGCGUAAUAUAUAGGUAGUAGUUGGUUUUUUUUUUUUUAACAUUAUAUUAUUGCGUGGGUUUUGUUUUUAUUUUUUAGCGUAAUAAACGAUAGUAAUGAGUAUUAUGUAAUUUAUGUAACAAGUUUUUCGAAAAUAAUAUUAAGUUGCAGUUUGAAAUAUCAAAACCGUCAUAAUAAUGCACCUUAUUGUAAUACGAUGCGAUCCGCCCAACACAAUACUUAGCUGUAGUUCGUUUGAACGCGAACAUUUCUCGUUUUUGUGGUUAAUGACAAACGCGCGAUGAUGAGUACCUAGUGUAUAGGUACCUAGUAGGUCGAUGUACUCUAAUUUUUCGAUGUAUAUUAUAUUAUAUUUUUUGCUUUUGAAGAGCGGAUGAUAGAUGAGGGUUUUUUUUUUUUUUGCUAAUUUUAUGACUGCGAAAAAAAAAACCUAAAAUUAUACAUACCGGCCGACACUCGGUUAAUUUCACAGCGCAACGACCUGUUGCAGAAGUACGAGAAAAAAAAACACGAUGCCAUACUACGACACUGUAUGACCAAUUACGAAAAUAUUUAACGGUCGAAAGUAAAAUUAAUAAUAUUUUAAUACAGUUAACGAAUAGUCGAAUACCUAUAUCGUCAAAACAAAAUUUGCUUUCGUUUCGUUCACGUUCGUUUUGUGAAAUAUUCGCGUUCGCUAUACCUCGUGUUCAAGGAUUUACACGCGUACCCGUUAAAUACGCAUACUGCAGAAUUUCUCGCGGAUAUUUAUCAAUAACACUCGUAAUAUUAUUGUAUAGUUUCCUCGUUGUACGUGUCACAAUUGAUUGGUUAAAAAAAAAAAAAUACUCAACUGUACGAAUUCCACAUUAUUAUAGUGCACCGGUGACGUUAAAUAAUUAUCGACCAGAGGACGCCACACCCGCAUUGUCUACCGGCCGUACUACAACAGUCGACCAUGGCGAAAUAACGUUACGCGUAGAAAAUCGUGGCGUUUAGUUUGACAUUUUAGUUUGGAAUCGCAACAUUUAAAGCCGAGAAUAUUUCCGAGGGCGGUAUACGAGUUGCGGUUUUUCUAAACCAUCGUCAAACGAAAAAGUCACAGCCGUUUUAGUGUUAUUCUAUUUGUCGAAUUCUCCCCCCCCCUCCUCCGAAAAUAGAUACUGUUGCAUUGCAUACACAUUGUUUAUAUUUUAUCCGUUACUUUUGGAAACUCCAAGCGGUUCCCUCUGGGCCAAAUGAUCUUAAAAGCUUAUAUCACAGUUAGGCUGACGUUGCUGUGGCCCUUAUGGAGGAGGUUGUUUUUUAAAUUUUAAACACCCCUAUGCACAAACUCCCAAAUCAAUCCUGGGGUGAUGAAAUUGUCGUCAGUAUCAAUAAGAUGUGCCUUUUGUGGGUUUAAAUUUUCAACCCCUAUCCUUACCAUUUUUAUAAUCGAACUUCACUACAUUUUUUUUGUUUUUUCGAAAAUACAUAAUAUCAUUUAUUCAUUGUAUGUAGUAUAGUAUCUUAUAUAUAGUUUCCGGGUAUUUUUUUUAUAAAGACUAUUUCCCUAAUACAAAAAUUCAGGUAGCGGAAAGUUUCGGUGACGGAAGUGACUCUACUCCUUACGGUUGUAAGGUUGUUUGUCUUUCUUAUGCUGGGUUGCCACGGAUUUUUAAUGAAAAAUUAAAAACUGUUGCAAUGAUUCAAUUGUAUCUAACGCGUAGCGAAUUAUUGAAUCGUAACGUUGUUGAAUUGAUUUCGGUUCUGUAAAGUUUUGCCGAGCUGUUUGAAAAGUAUGUGAUCAUAACCACAUUAUGGAUACGUGCGAUGAUUCCUGUUCGGAUAAUGAAACACUUUCGUGCGACGCGAUCUGUUCACUAACUGUAAUUUUGCAGAACCGAUAUAGAUUAUCAAACCUGCAACCGUUUACAGUACUGUUUACGUGCAACACGUUAUUAAUAUUAUUAUUAUAAUAAUUUUAUAGUGGCGAAUAAAACGAACCAGUCGGUCGAGAAAACGUGUUUAUAUUGUGUGACGUUAUUUUUUUUUUUGAAAUUUUUUUCGUGAAAAUUCUUUACUUACGCCACCGCAUCGGGUGUACUAUAUAAUAUUCUCUAUUACUGUAUUAUUUUUAUUGUCGAGCAAACUAUUAUAUCGCAGUAUAAAAACGACGUUUGUUUCCGCGCGGAGGUAUGGGUUUAUAACUGCAAAACUGUACACCUUUUACACACCGUUUCCUGUGUCGGGUAUAUAUAUAUAUAUAUAUAUACACACUUAACGCAUCGUUGGUCGUGGUCGAAUAAGUGUCAUAUUGAAACUUAUUAUUAUUAUUUCGUGUUUAGAACAGUAUAUAUUUGCAGUUUUGCUGCCAGCAGUGGCGGCGGCGGCGGCGGCGGCGCGGUCGUGUAGCAGCAGUUCAAAAUCAAGAGCAACGAACUCUGUCAUUUUAAAAAAAAAAUAAUAAUAAUAAUAAAAACAAAAAAAAAUGUAUAAAUCGCGUACCCAAACACUAAAUAUAAUCGUAAUAAUAAUAAUAAUAAUAUCGUCCGUCGUCAGUCCGCCGCUGCAAGGCGGGAAAAAAAGGCGGGUUUUUUAUUUAUAUUAUACGAACGAUAAAAAACAAAAAAUUACGUCGAUGUGGUGUACAUAACAAUAUUGCAGUUUGUUUCAUAUGUAAUCGUCGUCGAAAAAUAUGAAAUAAUAAUAUUUUCGUAGACUACCGCCGAUGUCGAAAAAUGCAGUUAGCGUGGACUGAACUGUAUAAUAUAUAGACAGGGACUAAACAUAUUUAAUUGUUGAAAUGCAGUCACGAUGUCGAAUGAUAAUAAUAUUUUUUAUGCGUACAUUACGUCGUGUUAGUGUGUACAUUAGUCGUACGAUUAUAUUUUUUUUUUUUAGAUUUAAAUAAGCGAAGCGAACAGUACAUUUACUGUGAAGUGUUUUUUUGUGUGUGUGUGUGUCUUUAAUAAACUUUAUAUCUGAAUCUUACUUCAAUCAAAAACAUUAUAGGGACUUUUCUGUAUCAUUCUUGAUCUAGUCGAUGCAUUCGGGAGAUCAUUUUUUGAUUUCCCUUGUAGUUUUCUUAAUAAAUUGCAAAACCCGGUAAUUAUGCGUACAAUGUUUGUUGAGUAAUUCUGGGUUACUUGUGCAACAAGGGAAAAAAUACGAUCGGUAAUACUCUCAGAAUCGUUUUCCGUAGGCAAUAUAGUUAAUCGCUGAGUGCAGAUAUAAAUUGAAUUACCCUAUUUGAACUUCCUUUCCAAACAAUUGCAAUCCCAUCGGCCAUGUCGGCUUUUUUUUAGAUUCUAAAAUCGUAGUCAAGAAGCUAUAACUUACUAAUAACGCACGUUUUCGGUUGGUGGUAAUACUCCUAACCAACGUCGUAUAUUUGAAGUUACGAAUUUCCCGGAUCUAUUCGAAAUAAAUGAUCCGUAUCGAUUUCCAAUAGUUCUCCGAUUUGAUUUUCGUGUGUUUUCCGGCGUGCGUUUACAAGGGAAAUAAACACGGCCGAUCGCUAUCGCCUUAUCGUUUUAUGCCGAAAAUAGUGUCUCAGAAUAGUUUUUCGAUCGCAGUCGUUUACCCAAUAUAUGCCAGUAGUAUUAAUAUGCAUAUGCGUUCCAAAUUUUCUACACAUCAUUGGCAACAGUAUACGGCCUACCCGCGGUGCGAAUAUUCAUACUGUCGAAAAAUGUUAACGGACCGGACUGAAUACACCGCUCGUGUAUUAUUAUUAUGUAGAUGAUGGGGACUGUUGCAGAUGUUUAAUUGUUGCAGCGCGCCGGUGACAACAAUGUAGUCACGACGCCGAAGGAUGAUAAUAAUAAUAAUAUUUUUUUAUUUAUGUGUCGUAUAUUAUGAUAAUAAUGUGUGUGUGUGUGUGUGUGUGUGUGUGUGUGCAUUCGUUAGUACGGAUCUUUUUUUUUCCGUUCUUCUUUUUACACGAUCACGAACUCUUGUAAAGCGGCGCGCGGUCGCGGUUGCAUGACGAAAAAUCGCCCGCUCGCGAGUAUAUAUACACGACCGAAAUACAAAUCGCCAAAAAAUCCGCCUCAGAACGCAAUUGUGAUUUCGUAUUAUGCGCGCGGAUAAAAAAAAAAAAAUAAAAAAAUAAAAAAAAAUAAUGACAUAAUAAUGUUCUUUGUAUAUACGAUCGCCUGACGUUGUUGUUGUACAUCACGUGGCCGUAUACAUAAUAUAAUAAUAAUAAUAAUAAUGAUAAUAAUAUUUUAUACACUCGGGAGAUUCCUUAAUACACUCGCGGUUUACUAUAAUAUAUUGUAAUAUUCUAUCUGUUCGGCACGAGUUGAUAAACGGGAGGGGAAGGGAAAGGGGUGGGGGACAAAUGCAGUUUACACUUUUUCUCGCGGCACGACCGGUAAAACGCGGAUGGGCAAACGCGCAGGACGACGGUUAAAAAAAUAAAAUUACGGGUAAAAUAUUUGAGACCUGGACGCGAAAUAAUUAACAAAAUAUUAUUUGAGGUGCCGACACGUUUGAAAAUCUUUUUUUUAGUCGGUUGGUCGGGUUUAUGCUUAAACAAACAUUGGCACACAGGAUUCAAGACAUUAGCGUGUUGUUUUUUUGUUAAUUUCAUAAUAUAAUUGUCUUUGAUUAUUGAUUUUCCGGUUCAAAUUUGGACUUGGAUUUUAGACCCGGGAUUCUUCCCGGUGGCGUCCCGACAGGAAAUCUGUGAAAUUCCAAUGUCAAAUUUCACAUUCCGAAAAUCCGAACAUUAGAUUUUUACAACGCCGGUUUCCGCGUUUCCUAUCGGGAAAACGUGUUUCUUUUCCUUUCUAAUACGUCAUAAUACACAAUAUCUCUGUAAAAUACGUCAAAAUCAUGUUUUCGAUAGGUACCGUAUUUUUUCUCGAUUUUUUUUAAAUUUAUUUUCGGAUAACUGUACAAAAUAUGUCUUAUGCGUUUGGCGUAUUAUCGAAAACACUUUCAGUUGUACACACAUAGUGAACAUCCCUGUUAGAUAUCGCAGUCGUCGUCAGUUUUACGAAAAGUGAGUCAUUUUUUUCGGAUUACUCGAAUGUCCCAAGUGCCGGAAAACCCGAAGUUCUACGGCCCGAACGAUUUUAUUAUUGCGUUUUGACGGCACUGAAUACAACUGCAAUUUUCACUAUCCAUUUUAAACAAUUGGAAUAAUUUGGAAAAAAAAAAUGUAAUUCGGUGAAUUUUAUCUGAUAACAAUGUUUAACAAUGAAUACUCGCAGAGACCGAUUGGUUGUCUGGGAUCACGUCGACGAAAAACCACCCGUUUGUUUUACUUGUUUUUGAAUAAAAAAUGUGUGGACCUAAGUUCGUCGAAUAAAAAAGAGACAGUGAAUGUAUUAUUUUACGGUAGCGACGUCAACCAUGGUCAGUUUGGUACGUUUUUUUUUUUUUUAACUUUUAUUAUAAUGCAAUUUUAUCUGCUGGCGCGAUUAAUGGCCGGAAAAUACAACUCCCUAUGUAUAUAACAUAAUACUUAUAAUAACUCUGUAAUUAUGACGAUAUUGCAGAAAACACUAUGUACAAUUAAACGGUUAACGCGUUUUUCAAAUUUUAUUUUAUAUAAGUAAUUUUUUUCGUAGAGCGAUUUUUUGUUAUUUCAUCGCCGUUUUUUCCCCCAUUCUAUCAUAUUAUCCUUUUUGUAAAAUAACAAUUAUAAUUUCAAAUGUCUAUAUUAUAAAUAGUUCAAAAUUCCCAGAAUGUUUUGAAAUGUUAUCGCGUAACCAAUUUAUGCAUAAAGCGCUAAAACUAGCUAAAAAAAGUAUUCGGUUAAUACUGCAAGUCUUUACGAUUAUUUUUAACUGAAUUCCGAAAAAAAUUAACGAAAACGAAAAUUACGGAAACCGUUAUUACGUAUUUUUUCCCGGUUAUCCUCCAUUAUUAAUGAAUGGUUACAAAUAAAAAACGAAAAUCGACCUCCCCAAUACACCAAAUUAGACGAAAAUCGUCGCUAGAAACCUGUAGCUGUUGAUGACCGGAGCAACAUGUCCGAUAGAAAAGUUGUUCAGGCUGUUGUAGGAGGGAAGUUCAAAGGGAGAAUAUGUAUACAUGUAUAGUGUAAUCUAACCAUUUCGACCAUCGCUAUUGAAAAACGAUUCUGAGCACAGUAUUAUUCGUAUUUUUUUCCCUCAUUGCCUCGUUACCCGGAAAUCGACACAAAUUAUACAAUAAACUGUCAGUUUUUCCCGAUUGUUUAGAAAAAUCAAAAAAUUACAUUAAUAGUGCUAUAAGUGUAAGUUUUCGCGUAGGAUUUUCGGUUCGAAAAGGAUGUCCGGUAUAAAAGUGGCCUGCGGACACGGAAACAAAAGAAUCCUAGUAAAACCCACGCGUCUCGCUCAGAAUCUAAAAACGCGCGUCGUACUUUGACUGAAAAUGUAUUUGCUUACAUACGUGGACGGUUUAUAAUAUUAUAACACGGUGUAUUUCAACGUACGGGUAGGUACGGCUGCGCGCGCCUGGUGUUUCGCCAAUUAUUCUCGUUUUAUAUCAAUUUUACGACGUUCUAUAAAUUAAUGUCGUAAUUGUUUUUUUCGUAAACAAUUUUUGGCAAUCAUUAAUAUACGAUAAUAAUUAUUCCGCAGCUGCAACAACUCCGUUUUUACCAGUCGAUAAUACGCACGUUUUGUACACUGUCUUACUACACACUCGCCCGCAGCAGACAUACCAGCGGUUUUCGGUUUUUUUUUUUUUUUUUUUUCUUCAUGCGUCUGUAAUAAUGUAUCGACAAUUUGUAUACACAUUUUACAAGACCGUAAAUGAAUUUAAAAAUAAAGAGGCUCUGUUCGAAAACUCGUACGUACGUCCGAAAAAAACAUUUCUAUACGCACGGAGUACAUUAUCCGAUAUCGUAUUAUUAAAUAUUAUGUUACCGAGUUAUUGUUGCCGCAUACGAAAUAAUAAUAACCGAUACAUAAUAUCAUUGUUGUUAUCAAUGUUAUUAUAAUAUUAUUGUACGGAAACAAGGGUCGGGUGGAAACAUAAACCAAUAUAUUCGUUAUCGGAGGUUUUUUCAUUUUCUUUCUUUUUUUUUUUUUUUUUUUUCAAAACAAACAUUUGAACCGAUACCGUAUAAAACGAAAUUAAAAUAAUAAUAUCGCAUCACGAGACGCAUGCGCGUUAUUUGUUUAUGUCGAAGAGGUUGAUGGCCACGUUACCGUGGUCUUUUGUCAUCGCGUAUCUCAUAUUAUUCAUGCUAUUAUCGGUUAGUGUAAUUGACAUCGUUAUAACCACCAACUUGAUAACCGAGUAUCGGUACAAAUGCAUAAUGAUUUUUAAUCAACGUCGAUAAUAUUGUGUGAUACCGGUUUCAUUGAUUUAUAAUGUGGACUACGCAGGGUUUCGUAUCUGGUAGCGUUAUGUAUGUCGGACUCUGGUCGGUGAAUAGUUGUGGAAACGAUUAUUUUUUCGCUGCUUGUUGCCCGCUCCGUUCACGACUGUUAAUAAUAAUAUGUAAUGUUCGAAACCCGCCGGUUGUCCGACGACGAAAAACGGCCGGAAGAAAAAAAUAAUAAUGAGGAACCGCGCGUGUGUUGUUGUCGCGCGUAAUAUACGUACACGGUUAUACAACGCGAAUAUUAAUAUCGUCCACGCCUAUAACAAAAUAUUAUAUCGUAACACAGUCGUGUGAUGAAUGAAAUCAGGCGCGGAUCCGGAGCAAAGAUCCGAGGAAGGAGGGGUAGGGCAACGGUUUUUUUUACCGCACAAAUUACAAUUGACAAUGUAUAAUACGUAAUAUAUGUUAUAACAUACGUAUUAUCUGUGAUUGGCAUACAGUAAUAUCAGGAUCUAUAGAGUUAUAAAAAAAAAAAAAAAAAAAACCCGCCCCGGCGCCAAUGGGGUUGGGGGGGGGGGAGCGGGGCCGGGCCCCUAUGCCCCCCUCCCCCGAAUCAGUCCCUUGACGAAAACGCGCGUUUACGCCGUCCACCCGAUUGUGAUUUUGUUUUUUGUUCUUUUCGGGAGCUCCCGCCCGCUCUCGGGGUAACGGUCGGCCGCGGACGGCGGACGGCAUUGCCCGCGCGAUAGCUAAACGAUUUUACAGUUAUCGUCGUCGACGGCGAUUUUCGAACACGCGCACCGCGUUACAGGUACGUACAAGUCGGCGACAUGAGUCAUCUUAUCGGUCGAACGUGAGUCGCGUCCGAGGGGGGGGGGUUGUGAGGGGGGACAAUAACGUACGUCGUGUAAUUCAUAACAAUAUUGUGCAUUAGCGAUUCAGCGCGUGGACUUGCGGAUUACGAAAAUAUCGUGAACGCAAUGUUAUCGUCCCGGAAAGGAGAUGGACGCGACGACCGAUUCGAGUGUAACCGCCGCGUAUGCCUACAGCACGACGGACCGUCGACUCCUAUUAUCAUAAUUUUUUUUUUUUUUUUUUUUAUUGUACGCACGGACAGGUGUGUCGUCCGUCUCGGCGGCAUUCGAUAAGCGUCGGAUCGGUGAGGGAGGGGUGGGAGAGGGGCAGGAGAGGAGAGGGUUGAUUGUACGACUGCGAUUCGUAAACGGGUAUUUGUUGACGCCGCCGCCGCCACCGGCGUAAAAAUGUGCGCCGCGUCCUUUUUGGUUUCCGCGAUGUCUUAUCGGGUUUUUUUUUUUUUUUAUACUGAUAACGCGAUAAACUUUUAAUAAUAAUAAUAAUAAACUUAUUAUUUUAUUAUUUUUUUUAUCGGUUCGCAUCUCGGAAAUCGCAAUGUCGUUCGCGCCGCAAGGUAAACAACAACAAUAAUAACAAUAAUAAACAAUAAUAACAUAACGCGGUGGAAACAAAUAAUUAGUCUGACGAUGCAUGCGUGCGCGAAAUUUACGCCCCUGCGUGAAAUCCUUAACUGCUUCGGAAAUUAUUUUUUUCAAAUAUAACUAUGACUACCCGUUUUUCAAUUUUUACUAUUUAUUUAUAAUAUAUUUUAUUCGUUUUACUGAUUAACGAGGAAUAUUAUAGUUUUUGAAAUCAAAUAACUAAAAAACAGUCAACAAAAAUAUCGAAAAUCGUUUUCGUCUAGGUAGGUAUGUAAAACCAAAACGAUACAAUUCAUUUUUACUACAGUAGACGUUUGGUUUUUUACGUGACAUAAUAUCAAAAAACGAACCUUAUCGAUUUUAUAAAUCUUCAGUCUUAUUUUUGGCACUACAUAUUAUAUAUCGGUUCGUUCGACGUUGACGUACUGUCGAAAACUCUUCCGUAGGUACACAGUGGCGUAUUUAAAGAAAUAUGUUAGGGAUAUCUCUCCCUUUAACAUUUGUUUUUAGUAUCUAUUAUUUAUAUGACUAAGUAUCUAUUUUUUAAAUUCAAAUUUCUUUAUUUUUCAGUUGAAAACGCGUCGGCAUUGACCUGAACGCCGGUAAUGAAAUAGUUUUAAAUGAAUUAUGUCGCCAUUUUGGUCUAAUUAUGGAAAUUUUUAUCGGCGAAAUUGUCCACGGCCAUUGUAACCGACCACCCGUAUUUACCUACCCGCAUUGCGGCCUGAUAUGGUCUGUAAAUACGCCACCGGAAUAACGUUUGUCUCUAUCGCUCUUUUUAUCUCUGUCUCUAUAUCUAGCUCUUUUUAUCUCAGUUUCUCUCUGUAUCUAUUUCUCUCCGCGUAAUAUUAUCGUAAAUUUAGUAUUUGCCCCUCCCCCCUCGCCCCCGUGUGAGUGAUGGUUGCGGAGCAAGGUCGGUACAAUGCGUUCCGUCCGGCAUUUCGUCAAAAGCCACCCGUCGAGCGAUCUCAAUAAUUAACGUCGUCGGUUCCAUUGUGCCGCGCGUUUAUAUUCCAAUUUGUUUUUUUCUUUCGUUUUCAAUACGCGCACGCCACAGCCGAUAAUAUGCAAACGCUUUAAAAAAAAAAUGAUUAUAUUAUUCUUUUUAAUACCCGUAUUUUCUCGUACGCCGAUCGCCGCCGACCGCGUUAUAAUACAAUACUAUUAUUGCCGUUGAUUUAUACCUGUAUAUUCUUUUUUUUUUUUUUUUUGUUUCGAUUUUGCCACCCGGCAUUUAAAACUUUUACCGGCGGCGCUAUAAUCAUAAUAUUACGAUGCCUAUCUUCUAUCUUUCUACAUAUAUUUAUAUAAUAAUAGCUAGGUAUAUAUUAUAAUAUACGAAUGGCAUCGCGCUCUGGAAUGCGAUUGUUUUUUUUUUUUGCUGUUUUUUUUUUUUGUUGUUCUCCUUUCGUAUUGAAUCUUCUUUUGUAUACCCGUGCGUAAUAAUAUACGCGCGAUCAAAACAACCGAAAUACAAUAUUAUUUACCUCCGAGUAGAUCAUCGGGUACGGGAUAUAGGAGAGAAAAAAAAAGUCGCUUCCUAUGCUAUAAUAUAUACCCUACGACGACGACUAUGGAUUUCCGGUUACAAAAUAUAUCCUUGGUCCCGGGAAAGAAGAGCUUAGGCCAGCGGUUUCCAAAGUGUGUUCGGGUCGCAGCGUCAACACGUGGACCGUUUUCUAGUCUAAAAAUAAAAUUGAAAUCCAAAUGACACGGCAACAGAAACAGCGACGUUAAUAAUAUACGAUUACGGUCUUUUUUUGAUUUUUUUCCCAGGAGAAAAACUUUCUCUAUUUAAAAUUGCUUCAAACUAAUGAUGUUUUUUCUAAAAAUAAGGAUUUCGUACUUCAAAUGAUUUUCCCCCGGCGAUAUUUGGAAAAAGACUUUCUAGAUUUCCAGAAGAUUUUUCUAUAAACUUUUAAAAUAUAAAAAAAAAAAACUUAUAACAAUAUUGUCGAUCGGUUUUAUAAUGUGUGUUGAUUUCUGGGAUUUCUCGGCUGUAAAAUGAGAAAAACACGAUUAAUACUACUCCGUUCAGAAUCGUUUUUCGGUUUAAAUGAUUUGUAAAGACGCCCUCAGAAAAUCGUUUUGUUACAGAAAGGGCUAUGCGAAUCGAAAAAGUUUAGGAGGCACUGGCUUAAGUAAAUUUUGUACGGUUCACAAGCAAAUACGAGCAAAUUAAAUGUCGAAAAUAGCUAAAUGGCUAAAUGACCUAACCUAAAUAUGUCGUCCUGUAUAAACGACUCAAGUGACAUAAUUAUAUUGACUUAUGCCAUUUUUGUCAAACAAAAAGUAUAGGGUCUUAAUCUAUUUAAAUGUUCAACGUAAAUUAUUAUGUUAUAGAAUAUAUGGUACAUAAUUUAAUAGAUUUAUGUCAUUAUUAGACCACAAACAAAAAGGAGGAAAAUAACAAAACACGAUUAAAAAAUAAUUAUAAUAAAAAAAUUAACGCCAUUAAUGUACUUGUACACUUCUUCUCGGGAACUAAAGAUACGCUCGUUUUUAAAUAAUAUUUUAUACUCCAUUUCCCUUGAGUUCGUUUAUCGUCGUCAAAUCACAUCGUGCGUGCGUGCGUUUAUUACAGUGUACUCAGAAAACAAUCGUUUUUCGAUUCGAUAUUGUGUUAUGUAUCUUUUUAAAUUCGAGUAUCGCCUGUGCACAAAAAACACGCGUCCGAUUAUGAUUAUUGUUUUAUGUUUCAAUCUCGAAUACGUGAUCAUACGAAAACAUGCACCGGCUGUAGAUGUGUCCAAAAAAAGUUUUUGGUUAUUAUAUCGUAGUACUGAAUUCACGAGUGGUAUAUAAUGUAGUUACACUACGAAAAAUCUUUAAAAAACUUUGUUUUACUUACACUUUUAUUUUUCUUUUAUUUUAUUCAUCUGAUUUUUGUAAAAAGGACCACGCGGUAAUUUUACAGAGUAGAGGAUACUCAACGGAAAAAAACUUUUCGGUAUGACGUUUUGAAAACCGAAAAAAAAUUCCGAAUAAACGAAGUGACUUUUUAAAUGCGCGCGUAUACAAAUAUUGCGCAAGUAAAUUUAAACUCUGCAUAGCUCAUCGAGACGAUAGCAGUCCGAGUUUUAAAACCAUAAUAAUAAUAAUAAUUUUUGUUUCAAAGCAAAUAUUGAAUCUAUCGGGGUUGUUUUUUUUUUUUUUUAUUGUCCUUAUAAAUACUUGCUAGUCUGUAUAAAUAAAAAAAAAAAAGCUCUGUGACGACAGUGUAUAAUUUAUGCGAAAAAAAUUAAACCAUUAAACGCGGAUUGUUUAGUUUAUUCGAGAAUAGAGUAAAAUUCGACGAGUCGGGUGAAAAAAAUAACGGCCGUCGAAUGUUACUAUUGUUUUGUAUAAAAUUAACAAACUGAAUAAACUACGAUUUUUCAAAAACGCAUUCGUAAAAAAUGCGUUCUCGGGAAAACGCUGUUUCGUGCUGUUUAUAAGCGAAAAUAGUUUUAUGGUAUAAACCUCGAAACGUAACCGAGUGGACGGCGAGAAAUGUCGCGCUUUUAGUUUUGAUAAUUUUCUUUAUAAAACGCAAUUUUUUUCGUUUCUAGUUAAUAUUAUACGUGUUUUAUAACUUAUCAGCGCGCACAUUAUGCUCUGUGCUUAGCACAGAUAUAGCAAUAUAUGAUACGCAUUAUGGACGCAUACUAGUCGCCUUCCGAGGUCAGAAAGGUCGAUAAUUUGAAUACGAAUUGCCUCCCGGCGUACCCUAAACUUGAUCGUAAACGAAAACGGUCUAAGUACUAGUCGCCUCCAUGCAAUAUACAUGUAAUGAAUGUAUAAACGAUUCAAAAAUGUUCUAACAGCGUGCAUAAUUAUGCAGAUUUGUUUAAAUCUUUUUUUUUUUUAUUAUGAAGUAAUUAUAUUAUGUUGAUCGUUACUUAUUAAUAAUAACCUAUUAGCCAGCAUUGGAUUUUGGUUUUAAAAUUAAUUCACACCGAGACUGUAAUUAUUUUAAUACAAAGUUCAAGUAAAACACACGCACGGUUAUAAAUUCAAAACAAAUUCGAUUACAUUAAUACUCAAAUGAAAAAAGUCGAAUGAAAAUAAAAUAAAAAAAUGUAAAGUAGGUGUAUACAUAGAAAUAUCGGCUAGUAUAUGUUAACCUAAGCGGCAGCGUUGUUAAACAAAUAAUUUUAAUGAUAAUAUAUUUUCAUUCAAAACGCAUUACCAUAUCGUGUUUUUUUUUAUCGACCAAUUGUAUAUUAUUACUUUUAAUAAAAUCAUACAAAUAUUAUUAUUCGAUUAUGUUUGGUUUACAAACCACUGCUAUAUUCCAUACGCGAGGCGAUUUUAGCAGCGGUGCACAUUUUCGGGAGGCGACUCCCGUGUAGUUGUGAACUACCCAAUCGUCGGUGGCUGUUUAUAAUACAGUAACAUUUUUUUUUUUAUUCACGAUAAGGACGGCAGGCGACUCGUGUGCACCGCGCACAUUAUUGUACGCCUAUACGUACAGCAAGACGGUUGACCUUUAUUAUGUUGUGCAUUUCGCAGUAACGCAAUAAUAACGUACCGGCAUCAUUUACAGUCGUCUAAAUGUAGUUUUAUUGUCGCCUCUAAAUAUCGUGUUGGGAGAAAAAAUAAAAAUACCGACUUGACGGUGGGCCCCUUUCGAUCGACCGAACACCGACCUCCCGGGGCGCGCGUAUUCUUCUAGAACCGCACCACCUAACCGACAGACUGCGGGUCACAUCUUCGCCGCAGCGCGUACGUCGCGCGGUAUUAUAUUAUCAUGGUGGCCGCGUACGGUAAUAUUAUUGCGCCUCGGAACGUUAUUAUUAUUUGUACAGGUAUAUUUUUCUUCUUCUGUGCGCGUCGCGUUUAUUGAAUGUUCGCGGCGGCCGCGCUCGGUGGUCGGAAUCGAAUCGAUUCGAAAAAAAAAAAAAAAAACUCGUUUGUCUUUAUACGAGCGCGUACGCGAUUUUUUUUUCCUUCCUUCCUUCCUUCCUUCCUAUAUAAUAACAACCGCGCGAUUUGGAUCAAUCCGUGUUACGCAGUAGGCAGGCACCCAGGGGCAUCGUACGUAUCUAGUUAUAAUAAUAAUAUUACGAACUGCAAAUAAAUUGGGUCAUAUUUUUUUUUUUUUUUCUUCUGAAUAAUAUCUGCAUUUUUAUUUUUUAGAAAUUGCGAACCAUACUUUCUAAAAUUUUUUUUUUUUUUUCGAAUCCAUUUUCGUUAGUGUAAGUAGUUUAUGGUAUUUCGCAACAUUCGUCCGCGUUCGAGAAACUCGAUUAAUGCCGUUCAAUAAAGUAAUUAUUUUAUUUAUUGAAAUUUCGUGAUAAAUUAACAAUAACAGUUGUUCGCGUGCCUUCUUUUUAUUGUAUCGAUCGCGAACAAUAUUAUUGUACGGCGUUAAGUAACAAUAACAAUAAUGCGUUUUAUAUCAUUUAAAAAUGUAAUAAUACAAAAUCAAACGACCCCGCGUUCCCAGUCGAUAUUACUUCGAAUAAUCGUACUUACCACAGUGUUAAUAUAGGUUGUAAUUUACAAUAUUAUCGCAUCAUAUUGUACGGCAGUUUUCGGCAACGAAGGCAGACAAUUAUAAUACGCUCUGUAUUAUAAUUCAAGACGUUUUUACCGGACGGCAUUGCACGCAUAAGGUAGUCGUUUUGAGUUUAAAUUUGCCCUUCCCCCCCCCUUCCCUUCCCGGUCAUAAUUAUCGGACACGCCGCUGCUAGGUGUCGAUUGAUUUUCACGGCCCACCAGCAGACGAACCCGUAUUUUUCUCUUUUUCAACCUUUAUAUCGGUUCGGUGAUCUCAAACGUUCCUCUGUCCGGUCAAUUCACUUACAGAAACGACGCGGCAGUUUCCCCUUGUUAUUUCUGCGACGCAGCCGACGUUUAUAAAUUGUUGUUCUCGCGCUGCGCCAUCAUCUCAAACCCUUACACAUUGCCGUUAGGUCAGAUGCCGGAAAUCGUCAACAGCCGCCGUCCUGUUCCAAACCGGAUAGGGGUAAACAAGCGCGGGGCCAAAACAUAGGUACUUGGUUAUAUAGUUUGUAUCGGUUACCCAACGCUAUAAAGUUAAAAUUGCCGAGUAUUCGUUGAUUAUAUAUACGCGAGCGAUGUGCGUGUAAAAAUGCCGGGGCGAUCGAAAAUAUAUAUAAAAAAAAAAAAAACCGUAUUUUCUCGAUAUAUUUCCAUUUUAAAUGAAUAACAAACCGCGACACAUCCGUCAACCGCCGGAAGCAGCGGCGCGAACAUGACGGGACCGGAGUAAUAACAAUGUGUUAAUAAUAAAAUUCCGAGUUUCUCAGAAAUUUGAGAUAUUUUCUUUUACGGAUUCCGCGUAAUAAGCAUAGUUUUCAUUGCGGUUUCAGAAGUUUACUUGUAAGUUUGAAUACGUGUACGUCGCGCACAGUGACUAUAUUCUUCUAUAAACCUAUCCGGAAAUACUUGUAUGUUUGAUGUAACCAUUCCACGGAAAAUGCAAUUCCGGUCGCGCCGUUGAUCGGGAGGCGAUAACAUUAUCUUUACUGGGUGCCGUUAGGACCUCCUUCUGUAUACUUCUUAUAAUAGUAUGUUGAAAUUUAUUUACGGUUUAUAUUGUUUCGAUUUUUACUUAUAAACUCGUUCGAAGAUUUCAGUUCGACGUACGCGAAUUAUGCACGUGUAACGAUAAUAUCGCGUACACGUAUAUAGUAUAUAAUAUAACCUUGAUAAAAAAUAAUAUACGGUGUAAUUAUUAAUAAAUCGUACGUAUGGUAUUUGAUUUUACAAACAUUUUCCAUGGGUUUUAUUUUCGCGAAAAUAGUAAAACAUAAUAAUUUUUUUUUUUUUUUUUAAUUUUAUUAUUGAACUUGAGCGUUCUCUCAAGGUUCGCGUGGAAAAACUCGACGGGAACAACGUGAUCGGAUUAUUAUUUCUGUGUAGGCGUGUAACGAAAUUUGUUAUACUAUUGACGUAUUUUAGGUACGAAAUAUUGUUCUAAACACGGAAUACGGAAUAACAUGUUUAUCGGAAUACAUCACGUUUUCGCGUCAUAUUUAUUAUCGUGUAUGAAAUCGACCGCGUAGGUUAUUUCUCGCAUAUAAUAUUAAACUGUUUUAUUCACAAUUUUGUCGUUUUAAAAGAGAAAACGUAUAUUCGCGCGUACGUAUAAUAUGAUGUAUAACGACCGUGCGUUUGCAAAUCGAUCCGGAAAUGAUGUGACAAUUUAUUGUUAUCGGGCGAGCACGCGCACGUUUAUAAUAUUAUACAGAGUGAUUAUUCUGUCGCCGAUAAUUUUCGAGUAUGAUUUCGAUCGUUUUACUGCCGAAAAUUGUACAAACCGCAAGAUUACGGAGUGAAAGGGAAAUAAAUUUCAUUAUACGCAUUCAGAUAAUUGACUUUGCUCCAUUACGGUCAACUGUACGAUAGAGGGAGGGUCUCCUAUGUUUUAUAAGAUGACGGAAGUCUGCUGCAGCAGCCAUCACACACUAAAGUUUAAGAGGACGAAUUAUUGUAUCGAGUGACCCGUGUAAAUAUUUGUUCUAUGCCGUGAACUAUGUGCACACGAUAACGUAUUACAUGCGAUUGAUUACAAAUAUGUUUCAUGUUAUCACGCGCGAACAACGUUAUUAUUAUUUCAUGUAGGUUAAUCAGGAAAAUUUGCCCUCUCGGUAUGCUUAAAUAUUAUGGCUGCAAGCAUAUCGAUAAUACAGACCCGGAUGGAACAUCACUAUAUUAUAGUGAGGCCGUUAUAUUUUCGCGGUUACUGAACUGAUAACGAUUGAGGUCGUUUGUUUACAUAUUUGGUUUAUGUAUAUGAUGGUUGUACAGUGCCAACCGAGUGAGGCCGUAAUUUAUAUAUAUGUACGUAAUAAUAUUAUACGAAAACAUGUACAAUUUUUACUGAUAACCAUGUCCCAUCGAUGUUUUUAUUACACACGUUGCCAAUGGUUUCAGAUCUACUCGAAACUUAUACGUAUAUACAUAAAAAUUCUGAUCUCUAGUGGUUUUAUGUCUAUACAUUAUACCCAGUGGCGGGUUGACGGGAGGAUCAAGGGGCGGGCCCACUCCCACGCGCUCGAUGCAUCGGCGUAACGCGAGUGUCCGCGGUAUGCUUUGAAAUACGUGCGACUUUUCGGGAUUUUUCUCGGAAAAAUUUUGAUAAAUCCGCCACCGUACACGUAACAAAAAAAAAAAACCCAAUCACCGUCGAAUAACGCGCGUUGAUUUCGCUCGAAAUUUUCACCGACGGCCGGCAGUGAAAUAAUCACCCUGUACGCAUAUUAUUAAUUAUCGAUAUUGUCAUUACGUUAUUACGUUCUUACGAAACGGCCGCGCGGCGGAAGAGGGUUAGCGAACCGCUUACGGGUACGAAAUUAUGAAAAACUCUGCGAUAUUGCGUUACGAUGUUUUCUUGUCUCGAACGCGCGACGACGACAACGGCGGCAUUGUUGUCGCCACGCACACACACGCGCGCCGUCAGGUUCCUAUUUUUUUAUUUUUUUUUUUAUUAUUAUUAUUAUUAUUAUAAUAAUAUGUAAUAGCAAAUGUCCGUGUAUGAUAAUAGUAAUAAUAAUCAUAAUAAUAGCGCCGAAACAAUCAAUAUAAUAAUAAUAAUAACAAUAAUAAUAAUAUUGUUGUGUGCACCGUGUGCCGGUGACAGUGAAAGUGAAUCUUGAGAAAGACCGAGCGCGCGGCUUUUUUGUACGGGUUACAGGCGGGCGGGCGGGUAGAGAGGCACGCGAACGGUUUUUUUUUUUAGCGCAGUUUUCAUAUUUUCCGCGACGUUAUAUAAUAAUUUUCGAUUACACACACUUAUUUUACAAUGCAACAGUUUAUGUAUGCCGACGAAUUCGUUAUUAUUAUUUUCAUAUUUUUUUUCGGCCUCGAGUCGUGUACACCACAGCCGCAGUUACCGCCUAGGUGGAAAAAUUACGAGAUUAUUCGCGUGCCCGGGUCACGGUGUUUUCGCCCGAUAAACGAUUAUCUCGUUUUGUUUUUUUUAUUUUUUUACGUUUUGCCGAGUAAAACAUUUUUCGGGGGAUUUUUUUUUUUUCUUGUCGUUCUAACAUUUUGCAAUAACAAUAAUAAUAUAGCAAUACUAAUAUAACAAUGUUGUGUACCAUACCCGCUAUAUAAUAAUUAUCGACUGUAAUAAUUUGAAUAUUACUACGAUGCGAUAAAAUACGUAAUUUAAUGUGACGGUAUAUCGAAAUAAUAUUCGAAAUCGAUUACAAAUCGUUUCUAUUUCGCGUGCGUAUCGUAACCACUGAUGUAUUUGGAUUUUUGACCGCUUCGGGCCGUUGUUCCUUUAUCCGCAUUUCAACAAUUUUUUUUUACUGUAGUACAUUGGAAUGUGGUGCUGCGCACUUUACAUUUCGUGCUCUUAAACGCAAUUUUUUAGGUCCCGCAGGUGUCCCGGGAAAAUGCGCCGCUUGUUACACCCCCCCCCCCCUUCCCAAUCGCCCCUUUAAAAACGUCUCUGAUCCUAAUCCACGGAGUAAAUAAAUAUUUUACGGGUUUCAUUAUUUGACGAAUAAUUGGCUGUUGGCUUUGUAUACUUCUUCUUGUAGGGGAAUCUGUCGUGCAACCGUUUAUCUAGUGUUGUUUUAUUGGUUCAGACUCGUGAAACAUUUAGACCGGAAAAGUAUUGAGAGUCGAUUUCCUAAACGCGUAUUAUAAAGUUAUUGAUAUCGAAUUUACUCUACAUUUUCCAGAGAUAAAACAAUACUUCUUCAAUAGGAUUCUUCACGGGGACUUUUAGAAUAUCCUAACAAAGUACAAUCCUCUCUUUUAUACUACUAAUAAUAUUAAUAAUAGUAUGUCAACACACAAUCCAGGGAACGAGGCUCUUAAAAAAAAAAAAAAAAAAUGACUCGUCACUUUCGGAAGUGGCAAUUAACUAUAUUAUAAUUUGUAUAUAGUUACCUAUAUACUAGCGAUAAAUUCCUUUGUUCGCGCUUAAAUUUUAUAUAAACGACGGAGAUUAACAUCUGUGCGACUAUAAUAAUAUUAUACUGUCGAGUUUCUGUUUAGGAGAUACCCGGAUAGACUAUACGACGACGACCUUGUCCGACGACGACGACGACGAUACGACGAACCGACAAAAACAAAUAAAAAAAAAAAAUCAAAGUCUUUUAUCGGCUCCUCCAAACACCAUCAUCGCCGGGAUAAGUGAAAUCAAUGGGUUAGCCUAAAUAAAGUACCGCGGGAGAAAGUCAAUAUAAUAUAAUAUAAUUAUUGUACGGAAGUUGCGUUGUAAUACCUAACUAAUAAGUAACACGUCGCCGCCGCCGCCGUCGUCGUCGUAGUCGUCGAUGACCAAAUAUUCUAUAACAAUUAUUGUUUUAUGAAAAUAAUGAUUUUUUUUCUCGGGAUUUAUUAUCCGUACGUGCGUGAGCAAUACAACUACAAUAUCUGUAGGCGAAACGCAACACGUUGUGCAAAUUAUGCAAUUUUCCGCGAAUUGUGUAAUCGUAUUACACUUAUCGUUUUAAAGUCAGGCGCAUACAUAUAGGCAAGCCGGUAUUUAAAGAAGAUUUUUUUUUGAUGCUUUCUUGAAACGGUCUCCGGAUCGUCUGGGAUUCAAAUGUCCGAUCCACUAUCUAUAUUAUAUUAUGCCGAUGACGCCGUUCUCUUGGGAUUCGUGACGCGGGCGGAUAUUACAGGGACUUGGGAGAGGCUUGAGCACCACCAACCAGAAUGUUUUAAAGCCGCGGAAAGUUUUGUUCCUUUCGCAAAAUUCAUUUUUAAUUAAUUAGUCUAACAGUGAUCCGUAAGAAUUUAUUUUUAUCAAUAUAUUUUCACAAAACGUACGUUUUAUUUUUAAUCGCCUAUCAACAGCGAUAAGAAAUAAAGAUAGCUUUGUUACUGGUUUUACAAAUUAAACAUAACACAUAACAUUGCAUUUAUUAUACACAAUUUAGUGGCACAGCUAGACAACAAUUAAACAGUAGGUGAAGUGUAAAAUAAUAUUGUUAAUGGGCAACGUAAAAAUGCAGGUGAAAAUUCCAAGCCCCAUCAAAUAUCCGCCUAUGAUUUGUGAUGCGCUUUUAUAGUUCAUCACGCGGUCCCGAAAAACACAUCAGUGUACAACAAUCGAUUAUCGAUAGUUCGCAACUAUCACGUCGGGGCAUUUUUUGAGGAAGUUUUCUGCGUCCAAAUGGAUACAGAUUAUAAAGUCUAUUGGACGUCCCAUUGAAGAAGAUUUUGCUAACUGUGUCCACGGGAAAAUUAAUGGUAAUAAUGGUUGAAUUAGUGGAUUUCGUAAUGGGAUAGUUUAUUUUAUAGAGGAAAUAUUCUCAACGCCGGGGGGGGGGGCAGUUGGGAUACGUCUAAAUUUCAAAGGGUUUGAUCAAUCUGCUCAAGGAAUUUUUUUUUUUUAUAGGGAGUGGGAACGGGCCGUACUCAGUGGGCAUUCGAUAAAAAUAUCCCGUCUGCACGUAACCCGAAGUAAACGCUCGCGAUAUGUUUAAAUUUCUUUUAGCGAUUAAUUUUUCGGCGUACUCUCAGUAACAAUUCGAAAUAAAAGAAAAAAAAUGGGAAAAAAAAAAUAAUGUGUUCCACGUGAGCAUUCUACCGUAUACGGGGUUAACCGAAAACCGCGCGGUGGUUAUUGGCCCGGCAAGUGUCAUUGCAGCGAGCGCGAAGAAACAUCGCACGCAUAGUUUCUACGUCUGUGAACGACCGCGAAAGAGAGUGUUUUGGAAAUCGUCGUCGUCGUUUUUUGAAUAUUAUCGCCGUAACAGAUCAGAUCAUCGUCUCGUCAUCAUCAUCAUCAUCAUCAUCAUCGUCGUCGUAUCGUGUCUGCAUCGUUAGGUUUGGAAAAGCAUAAUAAUAACAUAAUGUCGCGCGUACGAUGUCUACAUUAUAUAGUUGAAUGAACGACGAUGAUUUUUUUUAUUAUUUUUAUUUCAAACGAUUCACGAUACUCGAAUUAUAUUAUCGUCGGUUUUCGAUAUGACAAUUAAAAAAAAAAAAAAAAAAAAAAAUUACAAAUACAAAUGUCUAUAAUCGCACUAUACACGCGUGUAUUAAUUAUAAUAUAAUGAAUACGAAUCGACCUGACCUUAUUUUUUUAUUUUUUUUUUUUCGAACGACGACACAUCCGUAAACACCAGACGACGCCGGGCGCUUAACAAUAUUAAUACGUAUUACGUUGGUUUGAAUGUUUUAAACGGACAGGCGUGUACACAUAUCGAUGUUAUAUACAUCAUACCCUAUCAUUUCGAAAUUAAAGUACCUAGGUAUAGUUACACUCGGAUACUUUUUGUACGUGCACUCAAAUGUAAACAAUAUGUGUUUCGGAGAUAGUUUCGAGCGAACGAAACCGAUAGGUAAAGUUUUCCCGCCGGCACACGGUGUUUCGUGUACAAUACGGGUAUCGUAAAACGUCUUUUUUUUCAGAAGGUUCUAGACACCGGUCGGUACACUCGAGUAUCCGUUUCGCUGGAAAUUAAUUCGUAUUCGAAGUAUAUAAGUACGGUUCGAUAAACUUUUCGAGCGUUUCGUACACUCGCGUGCAGUGUAUUAUUUGAUUGGAUUGGUCGAUUUUUUCGGAAAUAAUUCGCCGAGUAAAAAAUCGGUCGGAUUCUCAAUAAGGGUUCCUACUGUGAAAUCGAAUUUAGUCGAGUAUAAUAUCUCGUAUACACUUUCCACCGUGCAGUAUAAAAUAAAUACACGCGUAGCGACCUUAAAACGUCCAUUAUUAUACGACCUCCCAGACGGGUGCAUCGGAUUUGUGCGCGCGAAUUUGCGGGAGAAUAAUUCAAUGAGAACCGCAGCAGCGACAACAGUACCCAGUGAAACGAUGCGAGUUCUCACAUUUAAAAAAAAAAAAAUAAAAACUGUUUAAAUCAUUCGUUUCCGACGACCACGUUCGUUCGCUCUGAAAACACUCUGCGCAGAGGAGAGAUCCAGUUUUAUUUCACUGGCGACCAACGCCUCUGUUAAAAAUCGCGCGUAAAUUAGUUAUGUUUUUUUUUUUGCAGGUGAGAGUACGCGCGAGUAAGAAAUUGUUUAACGAAAAUCUAUUGCCCGAAAAAGUAUAGCGGAACACACAUAGUAUUGUAUGAGAUUAAAAACGAAAUGUAUUUUUUGGCGAAUCGAAAUACCCGUGUAGGUACAUAAUUGUGAAAACCAGGGCUAAGAGAGGUUAGGCCGUCGUGUGACGAAAUCAAAUUCAAAUGUGAAAAAAUACACUAAAUCGGAAAUCUCGUUGAAAUAAAGUGACCCCGGGGUAAUACUGAAAAAAACGAUGUUUGGACAAAAUCGGAGAAGAUUCAUUCUUUUUGCACGCAUUUGCAAGAGACUAAUGGAAGGAAUAGCGUGCGGUACUGCGUGCGUCAAGCCUGAAUGGCCUAGAAAACCGAAAGAAGAAGAAGAGUACGCGCGGCCUUUUAAAAAUACGAAUACAAUACGCGGCCGGUCACUUUUUUUUACCAAGUCCGAAAAAUGAAGAGGGGGAAACUGCUGACCGCAAACGUUUGCGCGCAAAACGUAUUAAUAUUUUAAUGUGUGCGUAGGUACACCUAAUAAUAAUAAUAAUAAUACCGCAGUGCGUUUUCCCUCGUGAUAAAUCAUAUUUCGGCGGUUCGGAUCGGUUGUCACAUUAUACCCGAGUACAUUUUUUUCAUUAUUUAUUAGCGAUAUCCGCGAUGAAUUUCACGCGAUUCAACACGGUAUGCAUUAAUAUAUAUAUACACUGCCGUACGCAAUUCAAUCGAUAGCAAUAAUAAUAUAUGUUAAACGAUCUUAGCGAAUUGAAAUUAAUUGGAAAACGCGGCGCGGAUAUUAUCAUCGUCCGUUUGGUUAUUUGUCACGGUUGUACACGUCUAUCGCGGCAAUCCGGGCGAGUUUUUUAAAUUUUUUUUUUUCUUUAACUCUCGCGGCGUACAGCGAACAGUGGCCGGGCUAGGGGCUAGUGUCGGGGCAAAUAUUCCAAAUACACGAGGGGGCAGGGGGAGUUUUUGUACAGUAAACAGCACGGUUUCAGACACACCGAUUGUAUUUUAAACCGCGACGAAGAGACGAAGAGAUACACUGCCGGAAACAGAAAACUAGACGCCGCGGCCGUUAUCGUCGACUAUUAUUUUAGGUUUCGGGUAGAUAUUUGGAAAACGCGAACAAUUAUUAGCAGGCGAGUGUACAAGCAUUUUUCUGAUGCCCGUCCAUCGAUAUUAUAUUUUUGAUGAGACUUUAGGAUUUUAAAAGGCGAUGUUUUUUUUUUUUUUUACAAAGAAUCGUAAUAAGAAAAUUAGAAAAAAGGCGCUACACUCGCCUCAUCCCGACGAUCCCCUGUCGACAAACGGUAUAGAUGUGUGCAGUGAUAUAUAAUUAUACUCUGUGCGCGGAUGUCGAAAAAUAAAAUUGUAUCCGACUUUCGCGGACAAAUUUUGCCCCUCUCCCCCCACCCGACUGACGGUUACAAACGCUGCGAACGAGUUCGACAAGAGAGGUGUUUUGAUUUUGAAUUUCGGAAAAAAAAAAUCCAUGUCAUUAGCCGCGAUCGAGUGCAUAAGGUACUCUGUAAUUUAUCGCACUAGCGUCUCGCGUUAUAUCGUGCCGGUCAUUAUUGUCACGCCGAGAUUUUUAAACAUUUUUUUUUUUUUUCAAGUCACGCCACAUAAUAUUUUUUAUUUACCAGGCGAUAUUACGAGAAGCGUGUCUUUCGUGCGGGGCCGGGACAACGCGCGUAUUGUCAUCGGCUGUCUCGAGGGUUCGUCGGGCGUUUUCAAACCGCGGUCGAGUUGGGUUAUUACCAGAGAUAUUUUGCCAUAGAGAACACCGCACAAUGUCGUUAUAAUUUAAUUAUUAUUCACCGUCUCCCCGUCGUCCGUGGGCUUUUAUAUGAUCAUUUUUUUUUCCCUUCUAUUCUCGUCGUCGUUGUUGUCGCUCGUAAUAAGACGAGGUCUUUUUCUUCUGUGUAACGCGCAUUGGGUUCGUGUGUUUUUUUUUUUUUUUUUGUUUUGUACACUUUUCGAAGGACUCAUCUCGUGUUUGUUUUGUGCUCGUACACACACACACACACGCACGCGCGCGCGCUCGUAAAAUAUAAAUCAGGUCAAGUGGUCGUAGGCUGUGUAACCGAAAAACAUAAUACAUUUUAAUAGUAUACGGUUGUAUAGGUAUAUUAUAAUACAAAAUAUAUAUGAAUAUUGAAGAUCCGAAUUCUAGGUCAUUGUUCUUGUGGAGCGGAUUAACGCCGCCGUCCACCUUCCGUAACGCGAAAAUCAUUGAAACAGUUUAUAUACAUAAUAUGCUAUAGUAGUCAAGUAUAGAUAAUUUUUUAUGAAAUAUACAGGUGACGCGGAGUCGCGUGCGCGAGUUUCAUUUUUUAAACUACGAGAUUUAUCGAUUUAUUAUGUAUACGUCGUCGUCGGGCGGAGGACCGUCAAGCGUUUGUAUAACAGACGAUUUUAUCGUUUUCGUGCCUACUAUUUUAAAAAAUAAACGUCUUGUAACCGUCAAGUGCGCGCAACGAUAAAUAGAGUGGUUUUUUUUUUUUUUUUUGCCGUCGAUAAACAUCAAUUCUCAUUUCGCCGGGAUCAUCGUCGGGCGGGGGACCGUAUUUUCUUCUGAAAAUUAAACUCUUACCCAGAUAAAUAUUUUCAAUAUUAUUGGUUAACAUACAUAUUAUAUAAUGUAAAGUCAAACAUUUACUUGUUACCCAUAGGCAUAGGCAUACAAGUGCGCGCAACGAUAAAUAGAGUGGUUUUUUUUUUUUUUUUUUUUUUUGGGGCGGUCUACUUAACAUUUUAUAUUAUCGAUUACGCAUACUUAGUAUUUACUUGAUUUGCGGGGACACGACUGAGUUUUAGGGGGUCUAAUCCCCAAAGCUCCCUCCGAAGCUGCGCCUAUGUUAAUACCUAUAUAUACAACUAUAGCUCAUGUAAUUUGUCUUAUUUUGGUAACGUGAAGUAGAAAUCGAUGAUAAAAAACUCAAAUUAAUAUCUACGCGGACACGAAAUCCGUAUACACGUUUAAAUAAAACAUGUGUACUCGCGUUUUAAUUUUAUUCCCUUAUUCAGGGAUAUUUGUUUAGGUGAUAACGUACUAUGAAUAUAUUAAAUUUAUUGAGAAUUUGAAUUUAUUUAGUAGUUAAAUUAUAAUUUGUAACGAUACUCGUAUUAUAAACACCAAAAAAUGAUUAAAACGCUAAAAUAAUUACAGGCGCACGCGGUCUUAUAGAUUCGAAUGUUAGUUUUACGCGAAUAAUCCGCGUGAAAUAGGGAGCUUACGGGAUAACGGUAGGUAUAAUAUUUUUUUUUUUUUUUUUUUUUGGGAGGGAAAUGACGGCUUUUUGUCGUCCGGUCUAAGGCAUUCCCGCGUAAUCCAACGUGCCCGCACAUUAACGGCGUGACGCGUUCAUAAUGGUAGUCGACUUCGGACAUUCAUUACGCCUAAUAGAUUUAGUGUAAAUUUCGUUCGGAUGGAAAUAUUAUAAUGGGCGUUGUUAUUAUUAUUAUUAUAUAGUUCAUCACGGAUCACGGAUGAUUCAUUUUACGCAUACAGCUAAUGUUAUGAUAACGAACACAGGUGGUGGUCGUGGCGUCGCACGGUAUGAUGAUUCAUCGUGCGGCCGUUCAGAGUGCGGAUCAAGUAUGGGUACUCGGGGGGUUGUGAUUCAUUUAAUGUUGUGUGCAAGAGGUUGACGGCGAGGCGUGUCGUCGACUGGAAAAAAAAAAUAAAUAAAUAAAAUAAAUGUACGUAUAAAAACUCGUUUUCGGCUACCAGAAAUAAUUACCUACCGGGUACUUGUACUAUAUAGACCGCCGGGAUGAAUCAUCCUUCGGAUUAUUGUGUUCCAUAUAAUGUAAUGCGCGUCGGGUUAUGGGCCGCAAUCGUAUAUAAUACCGGGUGUACCAAUUAGUCCGUUUAGGUGAAAAAUACGGGGGAUCGAUCGGGACGCGCGCGUUUUAUAGGCUUGUUGUUAUUUCUUCCGAAAUAUACUUGCCCGGUAUCUGUUCGGAAUCCACGCAAUCGUCGUCCGACACUCACGACCGCAAGGCCGCGUCCGUCUCCGGUUUUCUGUCGUAGAGUUUUUCGAAUAUCACCGUGCAGUGUUUUUACGAACCGUCCGACUGCAUCCGUGUUACAAUAAUAGGUAAGUCCUAUUAUCUUUACGAAUUUUUUUUUUAUAUUGUAUCAUUUUUUGCGAGUGUCGUUUGCGCGCGUGAUGGAAUAUCUCGUGAUCCGGGCUUUGGCCUACUGUAGGUUAACGUUGACAUUUUCCGAAUUCUACCGACGCGGUUUACGUCACGCGGUUUUUUAUAUAUGUAUAUAUAUAUAUAUAUAGAUAGAUACGUUUGACGCGUAAAGUAAUUAUAAAAAAAAAAAGAAAAAAGAUUAAUCGAGAAUUAUUACAUAUAACUAUAAUAUAUGAUCGCCGGCGUUACAAAAUAUGUAUCGUAUUAUAUUUGUUUUCCGACGAAUUUAUUAUCCGUUUACGGUUUUUUCCCCGAUAAUUUUUCCACAUCAACAUCAUAAUAUAUUAAUUGAAAAAUAUUUAUGCGCGUCGAAAUGAACUCGUGUGUGUGUGUGUGUGUGUGUAUGUUUUUUUUUUUGUUUUUUUAACGGAAAUUCUACGCAGUUAUGAAACAUUAGUCAAUAACAUACUGACAGCUGGUUUUAAAUAUAGUUUAGUUAUGUAAGCGACUGAUGAUAAUAAUUGCAUUUUCGAAUAGUAUACGAUCCGGUAUCCGUCACAGUGACAUUUACCCGGUAUCUGUAUUUCUAACUGGUAUUGUAAUAUUAUAGAGAAAAAAUGUGUGUACGUAUACAAACGAAACGAUUUUUUAAAAUCGGUUUUAAAGCGGUAAAAAUCCUAAUAUGUAUAAAACGAGUAAAUAACAACGUUCUGAAGAUAACCCCGUCGAUAUUGUCUAAAUAUUCAUUAUUAAUUCAAUAUUAAAUAUUAAUUAUGGAAGGUAAAAAAAAAAAAAAAUCGCAUUUUGAAAUACCGUUCAUUUCAACAAUAUUCAACGUUUCAAAAUACGCCGAAAACGUACAGUGUUGUACACCGCGAAACCUAUUGCUAAUUGUACAGUUUUGAUGUCUCUAUGUAGUAUAAUACAAUUUUUAAAGGCCUUUUUUGUUUGUACGCAACGCUUAUAGCGGUGUUUGCUGUACUGUCCGUUACAGAAAGUCAAAGACGGUAAAUGCCAAUCACUGUGACGGCGUCGCUUUUAAUAAUUCUAUAAACGGUCGGAUGUAAAACAUUAUAAUACGAGUCCGGUAUAAACUCAGUGUUGGAAAAUUGUUUUUGAAAAUGAAUUCUUUCUCGUUUCUAUUAGUAGUUUCCUAGUUUCCAAAGUCCAAGCUAAUCGUUUUAGAUUCCGAGUGGAGCGAGGAAUGUAUUGGUUUUACAAAGAUGAUUUUUCGUUUACCUGUGAAUAACUUUUUUACUAGCAAUUUCGCUCCGAUUUACAACGAUAGCGCUUUUUGUGAAAAGCAAUCUGACUGGCCAGUAGGUACUUUGUUAAUUUUACCAUGCGUGUAUAUUGUUGACAAAGCGACACUGUCGACCGAACUCCGUCCAGAACCGUUUUUAUUUUUUCUCUAGCUACGGCUAAAUCGUUGCGUGCGGUUUUAAAUCGCAUUCGAUUUCUCCUCUGUUGCCUUCCCAGCUUCUCUGCAACAGCGCCGGCCCGCCCGCGUGCGAAGCGUGUUGGCCGUUUUUUUAUGACGUUGUCACUUAGAAAUGCCGACAAACCGAUUCGAUCCGGACGCGACAGUAUCGAUUACGCGCACAACGUGACACGGCGGUGACGUAAUGAAUAAUCCCUGCCGGAUUCAAUGUGCGACCGUGACGCCGCGUACGGCCGGUUGAACAACCGAAAACGAGACGCUCGGACAAAACCGCGCGGGUUCGCGGGUUAUUCUUCGCGCGGAAAGCGAACAAUCGCCCGCUUUUUCCCUAACUUUUUCCCGUCCUCGUAGCCAGUCCCUCUCCCCGUACCCGCCCGUCCCCCCUUUCACCCCUCCCUCCCGGCGUCCGAACGCGAAUCUCGUUGGCACCGCGACGCGACGCGCGCACGGCGCAUACGAGUUUCGCGAGUGAACUCCGGGACGAAAACCGCCGGUCCCCGGGCGACGGUAACCUCGUCGCCGGCCGCCGCGCGCGCCCGUGCCGAUGACAACACGCACGGUACAAAACCGUAAAAACGCGCGUUUACGUAUCGCCGCCGUUAUUGCCCGUGUAUCCGGGAAAUUAUGUAACGAUUUUUUUUUUUUUUUUUGCGCUCGUGUACGAUUCGCGCGCGCGUCCAUAGAGAUUAUACAGAGCGCGCGUAUGUGCGCUAUUGUGUUUUAUCGUACGGCGUCAUUGAACGUGUCUCUACGCAAACUACAGGGCGCCUGUACGCGCGCAAUAUCGCAGCUCAAUGUUAUGCGCGUAACAUAUCGCGUUCGUUAUCGAAAAAACGCGCGUUACGUGUUUGUACAUGCGCAAUAAUAAUAAUAUUGUUGUUAUUAUUCAUUAUGUAUGCUUUGCGCGCGAAGGUAACUCUCCGCGUAGCAGUAAUACAGAAUGAUCCGCGGACGGAAAAACGCGAAAGAAAAAAAAAAAAGAGAGAAGAAAAAACCCGGUGUAGCCCGGGAAAAAAAAAAAACAAACGAUUUUAUAGCGUUACGCAACGAUUCGUAUCUCGCGCGGACCGGCGCGAUACCGAAUACGACACGCACUCACUUGAAGUCGCCCCCUUCCCCUCCACACACACAGACACACAUAUACACACACACACACGCACACGCACCUUGGCCGAUCGACUUUGAACCUUCACCGAUAUUUCAGGGACCUAUUCGGAACCCGGUUUUCAGAGUUUGAAACUUCACACUUUUCUCGCACAUUUACAUUCUCUAUUGCGCCAAAACACUCGUUGAGAUUCUCGACACUUUUCGGUAAACGUUUCGCCGCGUAGUAAUUUUCUCCCUCCCCCCCCGAUUCACCGACAGCAGUGCGAGACGAGUUUUUCACGUCGCUACCCGGCUACUACCACCGUUUACUCAAUAAGUUUAAUCAAGUAAUGUUUUGCAUAAUCCCGUGUUCCCCUUCGCGGGGCAGGCGCACGCGAUUAUUAACAACUUAUGCUAAGCGAAACUACAAACAUAUGCGCCGUAUAGUGCCCGUGCGCACCUCUUCCGGAAACGUCUCUCUGUUCGCGGACGGAAUUCUCCUUUGACGAAUUCACCGUUCCCGACCAACCGCAUUGUAUUAUUUCGAAUGUUUAGUGAAAAAUAAAAAAAAAACCGUUUAGAUACGAAAACGCGUUGUAAAAUCAACAACACAAUAUCCCCUAAUUCGCCUAAUCUAAACGCCGUCCGACCGCAACGCGUUAAAGGUUAUCGUUAGGUUAACGCGUUAUCCAUUUGAACCGUCUCAACUCAGUAAAAAACACACCGAAAUCGAUACCGAAAAUCGCCUAGAUUCCGAUAUGCGAUACUGUCUCGACCACAACAGUGUAGAUAUGUAUCGGGGUAUUGAACCGUCCCUGCUCCGACUUACAUUACUAUUACAACGGUAAUAAAGGCCGAAAAGUACAAAAGAAACGAUACGACCGGAUUCGCCGGCGUUAUUUUUUACUGUCGUUGACGCGCGCACCAGUAUCGGUUUCGUUGCUAAUUUCUCCGGUUCGUUUUACGCGUACUCGUAUGUAUUAUGCACAAAUGAACAAUUCUUUCGAUUUUUUUCCCGCUUUUCGCUCUCGAUAAAUACAUUUUUUCGGGGUGGUUUUAUGUAUUUUCAUCGAGACACAGAAACCGGAAUAAAAAACCCCCGCCGAACGUCCGGAUACGAUUACGACGCGUACAUUGUGUACUUCGUUCGGUUCCCGAGAACAGCAAUUCCAACGUGCGCGCACUGACGGACACCCCGAAAAAAAACGUGUUCCGAGAAAAUAAUGUCCGAGCCGUCGAAUGUCCAAAACACAAUUGGCAGGCACUCCUCCGACUGUAAAACAAAAAGGUUUCCCCCCUACCCUCCCCUCCGUAUUGCCGUUCGUAAGUUUGUGCGUAGUGCACGGCUGAACGCAAUGAUGUAUCGUGCGGUUAUUAUUUAUUUUUGCGGCGCGUGAUUUAAAAAUCGACCGGCGAUCGAACACUGCGGAACGUACCGCAGUACACCGUGUUUUAUUUUCGCGGCAUUACGACAGUCGCACGCCGUAACGGCCGUUGUCGCGAUCCCCGAGUCGACACUCUCUUGAGUCGCGUAUUUCGACACGAAUAUCCAAGUGCCGCGGUCGUGUUGAAAAUCGAGAUUUUCCGCUCGGCAGCACCGACUUACUUGUUGGUGUCCAAAAGUCGGCGGGUCCGAAAGCGGCUGUCUCAAAAACGAUUACGAAAAAUAACAUCUCGUAACAACCGAAAAAAAAAAAAAAAAAACGUAAAUUAUUUCAAUUAACAAUUCAAUGUCAGUUCGCGCGUCGGCCUGUACCGCGAACUAAGACACGCGAAGGACUGGACAGAGCUAAAAUGUUAUUUUUCACCGAAAUAUAAGAAAAUCGAAUUCAAAUUUAAUAAACAUUUGUAGUACUUAUCCCUGCAAUCAAUGUCGAAAUUUUUAAUUUUAAAAUUCCCGUUCGUAAAAAUAUUAAGUUAAUAACUUAAUAUCGUUAUCAUUGUUAUCAUUAUUUAUCUACCUAUACAACCCGAUUCUGAGAACUAUUGUCCAUCGACUCUCCGUGACUAAUAAUUUUGAUCUCAAAUGCAUAAAAGUUUAUUUUCUCGUCACUUUCUUAGUUCACCCACAUUCACCAAAAUUUAUUUAACAUACAAAUGUUAACAUAAAAUUUAAUUUAUCAUUAUGGUAACGGUCUCGGGAUUUUAGGUUUAAGCUUUGGGCAAUCCGAUCCGGUAAAUUUUAUUUUAUUUUAUUUUUUUUUUGUUAUCAGUUUUAAGAGGACUGCUAUGAGCUCGCCGUUGGUUUCGAUAUCGGAGUGAAUCGGCCCGUUUUCAAACUACAACGUACGAGAACAUUGUCCGCGUUUGUACACGUCGGUUUUUCUAUUGCAUUAUUUACUCGAUAUUUUAAUUUGCAAGCGCGAGACGCGACGGUUCGCAAUAUAUUUCGCGCGUCUCGCUUAAAAAUAAUUAAAAUGCCCGGGCGGGAAACGAAAACGCAACGCAUCACGUACACGGCGUUCUAUUACUCGCGCGGUUGACAUAAUGGGCGCCGAUUCGCUCUCCGAUAUUAAAAAACGAACGGCGCGCGAAAAAUCGGUUUUAUUGAAUAGCCGACGCGUUAUCCCGCGAUUAUUGUUAUUAUUAUUAUUAUUAUCAUUAAUAUUAUCGUGCCCGUAACGUAUCGACCGCGUGUGGAGGUUGAACACGCGCACAGAGGUCGCGACGGCGAACUUGCCCUUGACGGCGUCGGCGGGCGGGCGAAACCGACGCAAAAUAGAGGAACAUUAAUAUCGCGACGACGGCGUGUUAUAAAAGGAGACCGGACGGCGUCGCGCGUCCGCAACAGCCGCUGCAGCUGUCGCCGUCGCCGUCGUCGUUUCUAAACUCGUCGGACCGUUGUCGGGACGGGCCGCGUCGCCUCGCCGCGUCGGCGAACGUCCGUCUCGCUCUGGUUCGUCCGAAUGGUUCGCGCGGGUUUUUUUUCUCUCUCUCACACUCUCUCACACACUCUCUCUCUCUCUCUCUCUCUCACACCCGGGGUCUGGUCCGUCUCGCGCGUGAACGUAACAACAACGAUAUUAUUGUAACGGCGGCGGCGGCGGCGACGGGCGCUUUUCUCCGCGAUAAUCUAACAAUAACACUGUGUAAUACUCGUGCGUCAAACAUAUUACCGCGCCACACGGGCCGUGCGCCGUCCGGCCGCUACCCUGGUGGCAUCCGGUACGACGGCGAUAAUAUUACGCGCGCGCGCGCUGCACACAGAGGCGUGCGAAACGCCGCGGCGACGGCCGUCGCGUGUGAGGCGCGCGCGCACGACGGAACAGAAUAAUACCGGCAACCCAGACACAUAUUUUCACGUAUUCAGGCGCGUACGCGCACGUGCGAGCGUCCCGCGGAAGGUAACCCGCAUCGUGCGCACAGGCACGAUAAUGUUAAAACGUGGCGCGCGCGCCGACCCCGGGGGCCGCGGGAUCCGACGGCCGCGAGACCCGAUACAAUAACAACGUGUCCGCGGCGCGCGAUAAAACACAACGAAACCGCGUGUGCGACACGGGUCGCCGCGAUAAUAUCCCGCGCGAUGUAUUUUAUUGUGUUGUCGCGUAUUAUUCGCCGUUCUACAAUGCGAUACCGCCGCGGCCGCAGGUGCCCACGUAGGUAUGCGCGUUUCGGUGGGGGGGGGAAACGCGCGUGUCGUAACGGUUUUUCGGCGAAAAAACGCGCGUGUGCACAUUUGCACGACGGGCCGCGUUUUUCCCGCCCCGCACACGCGUUACAGUCGUCCCCGGCACCUGUCUGCUGCGACCCCCGCCGCCCGGCGGUGGCGGUGGCGGUUGCGGGGUCGGGUCCGAGUUCGGAUUUCGCGGUAUACCGCCGUGUUUGCGCGCGGUUCUCGCGCCGAGGACGAUACGCCGUGGUAUUCGUUUUUCCCUUCUCAUUCUCGUUCCGGAACGGCGAAACCGCUCGUGUCGCCUGCCGCGGUGACGGAUAUAAAUUGCGUAACGCGGACGCGGAUAAAAUUUGAAAAUUCAUCGGUCACGAAUCAUCGCCGAAACGGUUUCCGUAACAUGUUCCGGACAAGACAAUUGUAAAUUACAGCGGUACCACCGUACACGGCGCGGCCGGAAAUUUCGCACAGAAUAGAAACCGUCCAGAUUUUAAAACCCGUCUCGUGAAAGACCGACGUGGACAUUUGUAAUGGAAAACGUGCGUGUCGUUUGUUCCACGGAAUCUCCCGUCUUCCGUAUCUCUCUCUCUCUCUCUGUUUCUCUCUCUCUUUCUCUGUUUCUCUCUCUCUAGGGACAGUUCAACUCUUGGUGUUUUCACAAUAGUCGUUUUACCGUUGCUACUUUUCGGGGCCGACGCUGUAGUUUUCAAAAAUCCGCCCGAAACGAUUUCGGUUUUUUUUUUUUUGUUUUCGCGCCUCCGAAGAGGGCCGGCGGCGGCGGCGGCGGCACGCGCGAUCCGCACUCGUCGGCGUUUUAAACUCCGCCGCCCCGCGCGCGUUUUACGAGUGAAAUCGAAAACAAAAGCGAACAAUAAAAUAACAUUCUCAUGCGGACACCUGGGAGGUCUCUUCUUAUUUACGAGCGGAGGAAAUAAUAAUAAUAAUAAAAAAAAAAAAAAAAAAACAACCAAAUCGAUUUCUCAUAUACCGGCAGCGUGUGCCAAUUCACACGCGAGCUGCCGGGCAUCGUGUUUGACGAUACCGUAUAGCUGCUGGUACGCCGGUGUACACGCAAAGCGAGCGUCUCUCGGGUUAUCGGGGAACAUUUUAGCCCGUCUCGCGGUAGAUAAUUGUACGGGGGUGUGAUAAAAAAAAAAAAAAACACGUAUAUGCCGUGUACUUUAAUUGUCCGAGAUAACAGCGGACGUGUAGGGAUAGGCGUGUUUUCCAUACGAAUCGGGGCGGGAGUAGCGGUCGACCGGAGGCAUAUGAGUCCGUUUUAUCAGCAGAUUUCAAUAAUUAAUAAAAAAAAAAAAAAAAAAAAAAACCAUUCCUGACGGAACCACAGUCUAUAUUAAUGUACGCUUAGAUGAUUAUCGGCGCGCGGUUAGGAAUUGAAAACAGUACGCGCUUAUUAUUCUAUACAUUGAAAAAAAUGUGUAUUAUCGUCAGGGAGGAAAAAAAUGUGCAGCCCCGAAUCCUUAUUGUGUAUGAUGAACGCCGAUAACAGUGCGGAUGACGGCCCGGCCGAAACACAUUUAACAUGUACGACGGGAUAUCGAAAUCCCCGUGAAAAAUAUUGUUAUCAAACGACAAAUGUAAUAAAUACGAUUUCUUUUUUUUUUCUCUUUUUUUAAUCUUACUUUUAGUAUGAAAAUUUUCUCCUCUUUGCCGCAAUGAUUUCCCGUGGGAAAUGAUGAUGAUCGUGUGAGGUGUACUUCAGAAGCAAUACCGUAAUAUUAAAAACGGUAAUAUUCGUUGGAGUUUAUUUGGCAUUUUUUUGUUUUUUACUGUUUACUGGACCCUCUCGGCCAGAGUCGGCCGUUAACAUCUAUUACAUCACGUUAUGUUUAUGUGUCUUUUGGAUUUACAUCAAGUGCGUGUCGGUUAUCUCGAAUAUUUCAACUAUUUGAUAAGUAUGUUGGUGUUUCUUAUUAUUAUUAUUAUUAUACCCGGGCCGGUGCAGUCGUUUAAUUUUAAAAUAUCACGUUCCGAUAGUGACGCAAAGUCGCCGGUGUAGGUCAAGUUUGGAAAGGUGUGGAUAAAAAAAAAAAAAUAAAAAAAAUGAAACGCGUAUAUACACGCAUACGUAAUAUUAUAACAUAUCCAUAAGGUAGUUGGCCUAUAUCACGCACGAGGCGAACCGGCGCGGUGUGCCAAAAAUCGCUCGGAAUCUGCGCUAAAGAUUAGACAAAUUCGAGUGCCGAGCCUGUUUUCGUCCCGUUGUUUUGGCAUGCGGUCGUGUAAUACAGGAACGCUUUUAUCUCGUUUUUAGAAUGUUCGUAACCGAAUAAAACGGCGGUAAAGGUAUUCGGAGUUUAUGCAAUGACGUAUUUUAUUAUCCGAUUAUGUUAAAUUGUUUUUUGAAAUUCGGUAAUUCUAUCGCCUUUGUCGUACUCCGACCUUAGACCCGAUGAUAAUUUUUUCAAUCGAAAACGCACAAAACAUAUAAUAACACUCCAGCCACUCUACGCUCCGGGGGGUUUUUUUUUUUUUUUUGCGUAGUUUUUUUCAGUUUCGACUAGUAUUUUACUUACCUACUCGUAUUUCAGUUCAAAUUCCCGACGAGGAAAACACGCUUGGUUCGUUUAUACUUCGAAGUAUUGCUUGAACACUCGGUUUUUUACGUCGUACGUAAAAUAACAAUUGGUUUUUGCACAUUUACGGAAUUCGUACAAUUGUAAUAAGUGUUUAAUUACCGCUGUACUUACUGCGACGCCGUGUUGUUGUAAUCGCAAUAAACUCAUACAAUUGUAUAAACAAACAACGUGUACAGCUAAAAUGCAGCUGCGGUACAUAAUAAACAAACAUUAUUACUCGAAUAUUGUUCGUAAAACAAUAUUAUUGUAAAAGCCGUAUGAAAUUGCAAAAAAUACACGAAACAGUCUUGUACAAUGUGUGCGGAGUAUAAGUAUGUACGCGGUAUUCAAUUUUUACUGCCAAUGUACCGUUACUUCGGAUUUGAAAUUAAAUCCGACGCAGAUUGUAUCGCAGGUUAGAAUGGGUUGUAGGUUUGGUAAUGUUAGAUUGUAUCGCAGAUUUAAGAAUAUAAAUUAAUGAUAUUUAAAAACAACCGUGAAGCUAAUAUCUCCGAUGGACGUGAGUUGUAGGUGGAAAACCGGGAAGGCAGGAUAUACAGAGUCACUUAGUUAAUUUCAAUUUGUACGCGACACUGAAAUUCACUGCUGGCCAAAUACGUUUCUGAACUUUCUCAUUUACCAACUAGAUUUACCAACUACCAGCAAUCUGUUCCAGGACCGAUGCUACUCUUGAAAUAAUUCGGAACAAGAUUUACGGUAGAAAUCAAAAAUCAAAAAUAACGAAAUCGUGUUAACGGCCGUAAAUAUUUGUCCGUUUUACCUUUUCGUUUUUUUCGCAACUAUAAUGAAAACCGCUCGGAAAAAUAAAAAAAAAAAAAAUGACCGAAUCUUCUCGAUCCAACGAGAUCCAAAAUGCAAUGAUAUAGGUCUCUUGUUAUUUCUUUUAUGAAACGAGAUUUCUGGUCGAAAAGUUGCUCGGACGGAUAAACAAUAAUGUACUAAUAAAAAAAUCGCCCACAUCAUAGUUGAACCAGUACGGCCUAUCGCUCCGCUUCUUAGAAUGUAAAAAAAACUCCAAUUAGUGCGCAAUUUUCAUUUGGACGGAUGAAAGUGUUCGUUAUCUACGAAAUACGUUAUUAUUAUUAUUUUUUUUUUUUAGGUGAUAUAAUAAUAAUCAACCAUAGUCGGGGUACAGUCGACGGUAACGAUUUACUCGCGUGUGUAAUUGUCGAAUAACAAUUUUCAAACGAGAUACACCGCGGCAAUAUUAUAUCGUUAAAUAGUUCAAGGCGAAUAAAGUCAAAAAGAAACCUUAACAUAACCUCUUAUAGAAAUAAUGCGAUACAAUAGAGUGUAAAAAAAUAAAAAAAAUGAUCCGGUAAUCUGUAGGUAGGCACCUACUCAAAGUCACUGAAACUGUAUAAUACAAUAAUAAUAAUAGAUAGUAUUCUCUUAUUACUGAACAAAAAAAAAAAUCCCAGAACUUUUGCGUGUCAUUAUUUUUCAUAACUGAGUACUUUUUAUAAUAAUAAUUAUAUGUAUAACGAACGAUUUAUUAUUUUUUUUUUUUUUAGUUAAGAGGAGGCCACGCGCUCCUCGUCGAUAUUUCUCCAGGGUUCGAACAUGUUUUGAUCCACUCGAUAUAAUAAUCGAGUCCGUUUUCGUGUUAUAAACCUUAAAUCUGACCCAGAGUUCUUACCGCGAGUGUUUGCGAUUCUGCCGCGGUUAUACGAAAAAAACACGAUCACAUGAUCUCAUUUUCAAUAACGGAAUUCGUGGACGGUUCCAUAAGCUUUAAUUUGAUACGGAAACCUCUAUAUCGACCGAAGUCGGAGUUGUUGGGUUUUUUUUCCGUACGGCGGCAGAAUUAUCAUCACCGCGGGACAAUUCGUUCAAAAACACGAAACGCGAAACGUGAAAAUGUACACCUCGCGUUUUGAUUUAAAAAAAAAAACAUUUACUCGUUAUGAAACGACAGUGUGUCACCUCGAAUUGUGCAGGGUGUCACGUAUUAUUUGUUAUUAAUUUGCAAUUUAAUCGAACGAGUGAAGGCGUCCGAGUGGCUUUUUUUUUCGACAAUUAACACAGUCAGUAAGUGGUUGUUUUUUUUUUGAAAAAUUCAUAUUUCGCUAAAAACGACCGCGUCGUUUCCUAUAAACGGACGAAUAUCGGCGCGCGGCCCUUGGAUUCGACCGAACGCGGUAUGCGUGGCCGUGACUCCAAUUUAAUAAAAACCCGACCGUCUUGCACGCGUGCCAUUCGUAACCGUGUUUUAUUGUCGAGCUCAGAAUUCGUCGGUCGAUCAGUCUCCGCGUGCGGCGGUGGCGGCGGCGCGCGCUCGUACGCGUUUUCCGUUAAAACGUCGCGUUCGCGGUGCAAGGCGUUCGCGUUAUGACCGCGGGUACACUCGCGCACGGGACGAUCCUUUCCGCGUUACCAGGGGGGGGGGGGGGGGGGGGUUCGAGGCCGGAAUUCCCGUUUCGCGCCCGGGCUCGGUCCAUCCGCGCGGCCGACGCGAUGUCGCCCGCGGAGACGGGUGAAAAACGGAAAUCGAAUUCGCCCCCGGGGGAACCGUCCUGUACACCGCGCCGCCGCGUCGUAAUUUCGUGUACCCGACCGGGAACCGCCGCCGUUCGUGGUCGCGGUCCGCUCUCCGGCGCGCCGCGCCUUUCCUAACGAUCGUUUCGCACGUUAUGCAAAUGCGUCCGCCGCGCGUGCUCCGAAUGCGAAAAAAAAAAAAACGGAUGCCGGAUAAUUCGCAACACGGCGGGCGACAAUUUGUCGCGUCGCGCGAGGCGAUAGGGGGGAGGGGGGAGGGGGAGAGGAGGAUGCGGAAACCCUCCCGCGAUCCGGCGAAAGUGAAGGGUUUCCGCGACGACGCCGAGCUAAUAACGCCGUGUCCCCCGAACGCGAGUGCCGCGUUUUGUCGGUCCAUUCGUUUUUUGUCCGUUUUCGUUUUCCCGUGGAAUCCGAACGGUCGACCCCGCAACGCGGUUGUCGUGUUGCGCGCGCGCACGCGGAACGUGUCCGCUGUAGUCGACCCCGGGCGUCGGUUUUCGCCACCCGAACAACGAAUCUCCCGUUUUCGCAUUGUGUUCCGUCAUGACUGAUGUCGCGGUCGUUUUUUUUUUUUUUCAAUCGCAUUUUUUCGCGUUCGUACGUUUUACCCGCACCCACCGCAACAGGUCGUUGAGCACACACACGACGCGUCGCGCGUCAAAAGCGCAGUCCCCGUAAACGUGCGAUAAACGUUUUCGUUUUGCGCAUUCAAAGGGCCCGCGCCGCCGAUAUAAACGACGAAAAACAAUAGCGACACGCGAAAUUGUAUUAUUGCGGUUAGCCGCGUAUGUGUUGUCCCGCGUGCCCGUGUAGUGUUCGCGUCGUCGUGUUCUGCCCGCGUUAUUACGAUUCACGUUGUGCGUGCGCGCGCAGCAAUCCGUUCGAGCGGACAGAGCGCGCAAUAAAAAAAAAAAAUAAAAAAAACCCGAGCGCCAUUCAAAUGUGUUUGGAAUAUUUGAACGUGUUCGCGGUUGUUUUAUUAUUGUUAUUAAUUUUUUUUUUUUUCCCCGUUUCCUGCAACCGUAUGCGUACGCCGUCGUGCGACAUUGAACUGUGCGUAAAUUUCGUGUCCCUGUCAACAAUAUCAAUACGACAGUGUAUAAUUAUCGCCGCGCGUGCGAGAUCGCGUCCGACGGGAAACGGAGUCGUUUGUUUUUUUUUUUUUAUCUAUCGCGUUCGACCUCUCGUUCGAUUGUUACUGUCCGAGCCCCCGGCGGGGUCGAACGGUUUUUGAAUCCCGAGAAAAGGCGGUGCGCGCGGACAUUCGCAUUGUUCCGAAGCUCCGCGAACGCCACGACCACGGAUUCUCGGUAAAUCCUUUUAUAAAUCUUCGCGACCGCUAUCCGCCCAGACGACCUUAAUCCGAGGAUACGCUCCGAGGACACGCGUUUCCAUCGCGUCAAUUCGCGGUAUCCGUGUCGCGUGGAAUUCCGCGUAUGGGACGCACGAUGAUCGCGUCCUCGAACGGUAAACAGGUUCGGUCCGGCGGGCGGGUCGGGUUUUCGAGUUCGCAACUUUCGCGUGAUCCGGACGCGCGACGACUUUUCGUCGACCGUGUACGGCCAGUACGUUCUGUACGCAUUUUACACUCGGCACGCUAUGCGCGUGACUUUCUGGGGCGGGAAUCGGGGUGUUCGGACCGCGGGCGCCACGUCGACUUUUCACAUAGGGACGCGUGCCGGCGGCGGUACGGUUUAAGUUUCGAUUUUUCCGCCGCGGAACGACACGAGACUACGGGAGGCAGGAAGGGAGAAGGGGGAAGGGGCGGCAAGACGGCGCAUCUGCCCCACCGCCUGACUCGGAAAUUUCAAAUAACAUAAUGUCAACAAUACUGGAUAAUGAUUUCUACAAUUCUGUUACAACAACCGUUUGAGGUGUUCCGAAAAUGUACCUGUGACACUGCCCUUCCCCGUGGUGCGCUGGAUUUCUCGCGGGCGCCCGUGCAUAGUAGUCCGCGGUAGUCGUCGUAACGCCGACGAAAUAUUUUAUUAUUUUAAUACGCGCGUAGCUGCGCGCGACCGCGGACCGGCACGUUCCGGACCGCUGCUGGAUUCCCGUCGCGUCUAAAAAGGCGUUGUCAUUGUCGUCGGUCCGCCGCGGCAAAAGAAACGCGAAACGGACAAUGGGCCCGUCGGCGGAUAAUAAAUCGAUCGCGACGACGCCGAAAUCCGAUUCGCCGCGACGGAGUUUCGUUGUUAAAUCGAAAAUCGCCUCGCGCGUUGUGUUUCGCGCGGAAUUUCGCGCCGGUGCGCCGCGAGAACCCGCCGGCGCGGUCGCGAAUCGAAGGGGACGUGUCGCUGGCCGGGCCGGGUGCGUGCGCGGUCCACGUCGCGCCGUCUCCGUCUUACGAACGCGCGAAACCGACGGAUUCGCGUCCGGCAGUGGCGACGUUGCGCCGCCGGUUUCGAUAGCGCUGCGGCGAACAAUAAUUUUCGUCGGUCCGUCGUCGGACCCGAUAUUUUGGUGCGCGCGUGAGAACAUAUGCCGCGCGAAACCGCGUUUUUCUCUCGGCGUUUUCGGUUUUCGGCCGUGUGAUAUCUGCGCAGCCAUUCUCGGUUUCGUUGUCGUCUCGUGUUAUUAAAAAUUUGAAUACCGACGGGCGAAGGACCGCCGCGGUUUCCGGGGCCGACCGUGUGUACCGGAGAUUUCCCGAUGGAGGGGGAGGGGUCGUCUAUGUAUGCGCCCGGGAAUUCGUUCCGGCCCGAAAGUGGACGACUCCGAGGAAAACGAAACUCGGAGGGCACGAGACGUAAAAUAGUGGCGAUAAACGACGUCAACAGAUUAACCCGGCGAGCGGUUUACGGGGGAAAAAAAGUGCAGUAACUUCUAGUGCGUGCCGUCGAUAGUAAUUAUGUGAUUCGAUCUAAUAGUGAACGGGCACGGACGACGGCGCGAUUUCGGGCGGACCAGUAGCGCGCGCGGGAUUUUUUUUUUUUUUCGGGACGGGCUUUUGUUUGUAACCGUUUCCCGAAGAGGUGACAGCGCGUAAGCGUUAUCAGCGCAGUGCAGUCGUUAUCGUUGACGAAUGAAUGAUUUCCGAUGAAAUUAAAUCGCGUUUUGUCCUGCGGCGUAAGACGAAUGUAAAAUUCGAUUGGCAAAAAAAAAAAAAAAAAACGUAGCGAAAGGAGACAUUUCGGGGAUGGUCGAGUCACUGGUGACUGGCGGUCCCUGUCGAACGCGAAAUCGGCCACGCCGUUCGCUACGUUCGCGAGGCGGAGACGUCCUCCGAACGGGUCCGUUCGGUCGUCGGAUCCGAUCGGGACGAAACGUCCGUUCCGGUCGUCGCGUCCACCUCACCCGGGAUCCCGUUACGUUUAACUAAUGCCAAUUAUCAAUCCGAAAAUCCGUUUCCCCCGCGAUAGAAAAAAAAAAACAUUACAGGCACUUGGUCCGCCGUGUAUGGAAGCCGCGCCAGCUCGGACGCACCUCGUACGAUAUUUCGUUGUAAAUACAAGGUUAUUUUCCGCUUUUUUUUUUUUUUUUUUGUAAAUUUACGGGAGAUAAAAAAAAAUAUAAUCGCUAUAAUUUAUAAAAGAAGAGGCUGCGUUCUGCUAUAUUAUAAUGUACCGCCGCCAGAAACGUUUCACGCCAAUUAUAUAUUAUUAUACGUAUACGAUAGUUACUGUAUAUAAUAUUAUGUAUAGGUUUACACGAGCCGACGAAGAAUGUCGACGAAAUAUAUUAUUAUUAUUAUUAUUAUGUAUCGGAACGUUUUUUUUUUUUUUUUCUAUUAUAAUUAUGAAUUAUAACUGUGAAAAACGUUCACUUUUUACGGCGUAAAACACGACUUCCUCGACGACUCGUGAUGUAGUAACGUUUCGACAAAAACGUUUUAUAAUAUUCGUUUUCGUCUCUAAAUAACAGUGUACCGCUAUCAUCGGGACGAUAUUGCGAAUGGUUUUGUAAUAAUAACGAGAAAUUGGCGUCUGUCCGCGAUAAAAAAUUACAAAAAAAGACUUAGUAUCGAGUACACGGGAAGAAGAAAAAAAAAAAACCAUCGGAAUUCGAUGUGUACAAUAUUUGUAUAAGAGGAUAUUUUUACCCAAAAGUUUUCGUUUCAGAGAAUCGACCGCGUACGCGUAAUACCGCGCGGUAACGAUCGGUAACUACGCACGGUUAUAACCUUAAAAAAAAAAAAAACGAGGACACGGGAAGCGUGGGGGGGAGGGGCGAUAGGACCUCGGGAACGGUGAAAUUUCGUGUCGAAAACUCGUCAGUACACGGACGAGCGAAAGGUGAGGUGUCGAAAAGUCGGCGGGGCCCGCGGCCGAAAACCUUCGCACCUAAACAAAAAAAAAAAAAAAACAAAUUAGUAAUAGUAAAAACAAUAAAUAGCGUUUGACGGGACACAAUCGGCGGUAGAUAACGGCACCGAAAUACAAAUGGCGUUUCUCCAAUUAACUAUUGUCGGCUAAAAGGACGGCCGAAAAGAGCGUUUAGACCGUUUUCUGACGACGAGGCAUCGUUUCCGUUUUGGACUUUUCAGUACGGUCGCGACGCGUCGGCGGACAAGCGCCGGGGGCAGCGCGCGAACUGUUACCUCGUCUAUCCAAUUCGUCCGUUGAUUCAGACUGUUCGCGCACGGCUGUUGUAAUUGUUGUAAAAAGGGAGACCGAGAUCUCGAAAUACGCGGCACUAAAAAAACGCACGGAGACGGAGCCCGGUAAUUCCGGCAAACCGAUAAUUUCGAUUCGCGUGCGACAACUGUUGUUCGUACGGGUAUACCGGAACGGAUAUCCGCGUCGGACUCGGCGGCGGCAGCGUUUAGAAUUUCGAAAAGGAAAAAAAAAAAAAAAAGGGAAAUCGGGUGGUGGUCCCUGUAAUGGCAUACGAACCAGUAAAACAUACCGCGGUGGCGGUAGAAUGUUAAAAGCAAAAGAAUCAAACGCACAACGUUCUUUUCCGAACAUCGGCCCGACGCUCGUGCAUUUAUUGUGACGGACCGCACGAUUUACCGAGGGUAUACUGCACAGUAACGCGUACCAAGACAAUAAUAUACGCACGUGCGUACACACGAGUCGCGUUCCGUAUAUCCGAGUCGUGACCGACGCGACAAACCGUACCGGCGACGCGCGACGGACGUACCCUCGGUUCUCCCGUUCGGCAAGCGAAAAAUCAGGGGAAAAAAGGGAAUUGAACGCGGCCGGAAAAACGCGGUCGCGAAUCCUCGGGCGGCGGGGAGCCCGGCCGCGGCAGAAGCGCGCGGACGAACCGGACCGCGUACCGGGUAAAUACCGCGCGGGUUCGCGUGGGCGGCCGGUCGCGCGCUAGGUGGCGGCCACACCGCGCGAGAGAAAUUAUUCGAAAAAGACGUUGCGCAACGGCACGGACGAAAACGACCGGCGGGGAAUUCCCCGUCGCCGGCCUGACGCGCGCGCACGGCCGCGCCGAACUUUUCACGGCCAUUUCAUCGCCGCCGCCGGCACACAAUCAUCGUCGUCGUCGUUGUUGUUGUUAUUGCGCCGCCGCCGCCGCCGCCGCAGCGAACCCGACCGGCAGCGUCCGUCGCGUCUACCGCGCGAAACGUAACGCGCGCGCCGGACUCGGUGGUAACGGCCGGCGUUACGUGCACAGGCGUCGGUCGGGCAUUCGACGGCCGUCUACACCGAGUUUCCCCGGGUCCAGUGAAACGCGCGCGGUGUUUUUUUUUCUCGCGGCUUUUUUUUUUUUUUUUUUUUUUUAUGUUCUUUUUCGCGUUUCGACGACCGCCUGUCGACUGUCGCCCGCCGUUCGGGUAGUGGGCCGCGGCGCCGGCCGUGUUCGCCGACGGACUUGGCGUUUUCGAAACGCCGAAGAGCCCGCCCCGCCGUCCGUCCUAUCGCGCGUGCCGCGCCAUAAUAGAACCGCGUCUACCGGAUUUCGACCGACGUAAACGGAUUACGCUACGCCGUCCCCGACGGGUUCUUAACCGGGAUUGCUUUCGCGGUACCGUUUGAUUGGUGCGUACACUCGUUCAUUACACGCACGGACGGAUAAAUCAAAUGGCGAAACACUUUGAGCGUACUGUUGGGUAUUUUCAAAAAAAAAAAAAAACAACGCAAUCGAAUUCGUUUAUUUGUUCCGUUUCCGACAAAUUCCAUCCGCGGUCCUAAUAAAGGGGCGGAUUCCGUAUUCAGAACUGAAUACGGAGUAAACGUGAUUCCCGGAGUUUCGGAUUCCGGGUGUUUGGGCUUUCGAAUCGAAAUCGGUUAAAAUUCACGCAGCCGCCGAUCGUACCGUUACACCCUGAGUGGCCGUGCGCAAAUUCGCACGAAAUUCGACAGUUCACGCGUUUCAAAGACGGGGACGACGAACGCGGCGUUUGCGUCGCGGCUUGGAACUUUUAUGAUUUUUUCGGUUUCGGUUCCGAUUCGGAUCUUUGAGACAAACGAAUGUCGGUACCGGUUAUUAAAAUUACCGCGCUGAUAUUUCGGUUCUGUAAUUAUACCGGUAUUUGGAGGUGCGUAUUUUAUUCGAAAAGUAAACGGAAAACAAAAAAAAAAUCGAAUAUAAACGUCAUACAUGUUAAAACGAUAAGAUAAAAUUAUAGCCGUGUUAACGGAAUCGGUUAAGUUUGCUGGUUUGUUUUAAAAACAUGCAAAACAUUUUGAAAAAACAGAAUCGACUCGUGUUUUUAAUGCGCGGGAGUUUUAUUAUGCGAACGUUUUAAACGAUUAUACUCGAACAACAACGUAAUUCAACUCAUAACGAAAACCAAUCGACCGUUAAUCGAUAUCGAAAAUCAUAUCCGUUAUCGCCCUGUGUACGCCUUUUUUCCUUUGUAUGAGAAACUGUUCGGAAAUUAUCGAGCGCUGUAUUCAAUCUUGCUCAACGAUGUGUCCCUCGAUAACCUCGAUUAUCAAUCGGAUGGAACAGCCGGUUGCGCACACCGAAGGAAUUCGUCGACGGGAGCAUCGAAAUCCGUCGGGUUUUCCAUCCGAUCGACAGUCUGGGUUGUACGAGUGACGCACGCAUAAAAUCUAAAUAAAUAGGCGCGUUAUUAUUACUAUUCAUUUGCGUUGUUGCAUCGAUCGUUUUUUUAAUAAUCGUUUUAUCACGCGUCGUUCAUCGGCAUCGCCGGACGCCUUGAUCAAAAACUGUUAAUAAAUUUAGAAAAGAAAAAAAAAAAACGGAAAAAUCACGGCGACCAGCCAUGGGAAAAACGACUCGCUCGAGCGGUUCGAAUCGCUCGAAUCGGUUCACGGAGGCGAUUCGGUCCGCGGUCCGUUCGAUUCGGAUCAGUUUUAUCGACGUUACGAAUAAAAGUCUUGUCCGGUUCAAUCGUUCGGCGGAAUCAUUUCGAAACGGACCGGAUUUAAAAGAGUCGAGACGGACGAUUUUACGGCUGGUUUGUACAGUCCGAGCUCAAAUCGCGCGCGCGCGCAUGUGUGUAAUAAACAGGCGUUGGUGUGAGUUGAUCCAUCGGAACACCGUCUGCCCGCACUGUAUCCGGUCACACGCACACGUCCACUAUCGUUUAUCAUUAUUAUCUAAUUAUCUUAUCGGCGUUCGAUCGCACUGUCGUGCCUUCGUGUGUAGGUUUCCGGUUACCACUCGCGAUGACUCACGACUCGCGAUUCGAGGAUUCAAAUGAAGGACAGAAACGAGUUGUAGAACGAAUCGCUCUCGGUUGUUGAAUCCGAACCAGUCCGUUCAUUUCGUUCAUCCCGGUAUGACGGCGGGUUCGAAAAACCGACGGGCGAAUCACAAUAUUGAUCGUUUCUUACGUUUUCGUUUUGAUUAACAGCUCAUAUUUUUAUCUUUUUUCCGGAACUGUUAGAUUGUAGAGUUAUUAAAUUAUAAAUACACGUAUACGUUUACAACGUAAAUGUAUUACUUGAAUGUGUAAAAUAGUUAAAUACCAAUGGAAUCAGAAAAUUAUCUUUCAAUAAAUGUCGGGAACCGGUUUCGGUUUAGGUUUCUGAGAAAAUCAAAAAAAAAAAAAAAAAACGAUAUCGGUAAGGCUCCGGUUGAAAUACCGGUAUUUUUAAUUUCGGUUCUGAGCCCUGUUCCACGCCCCCUUAACGGAUUGAAGAUCGUGAUAUGCGAAAUAUUUGGUUUUUUUUUUUUUUUUUUUUUUUAAAUUUUAAUUAGCCUUUUUAAUUAGGUCACGAAAGGCCUUUUUCCGCAACGACUAUACGUCUUCUCACUCCCCCGCUUUCACUCGUCCGCCGUCACUUCUGGGUUCUCUACUCCUAACGGCCGCGGAUCUCGACCCGCACGCGGUCCGGCGGUCACGCGAACGUUGUCUGGGUCGUCCGCGACCUAAUUUUAUUUAACAUAUUUUGUGUUCCGCCAGAUUUCCCAUAAAAAAAAAAAAAGAAAAAAAAAGAGAGGCUAUUUUCAUCACGAGGUAUACGGCCGGUCUCCUACGGCGCGAGUGAUGGACAGCGUUGACUUAGUCGACUACGCUUGGCGAUAUCCGCGAACGAAAUUCCGGUCAACGGUUUCUUGUAUUAUACCCGCAAAACAACAAUCCAUCUUCUUCGUCGCGCCGCGCGCCCUUUCGUCGUCGCGUCCCGAUUAGCCGUUGCACGCGUCGCGGGUCACAUCGCGGUGACAUUCGGUGACCGGGAUGAAAACGUCCCGCAGACAGUCGGGGGACGGUCGACUCGGUUCUCCCGCCCGUGCGCUGCUGCCGCCGUUGCUGCUCACGGCGGUCGGUCGGUUUUGUCCGGCGUCCGCGGGCGCACGCCUUUUAAACGACCGUUGUUUUCGUCACCGUCGGGGAAUCGCCGGCCGAACCGCGGCGGCGUUUUUCAAGACGGGAAUCGGUCGCGGACGCGAUGAAAGUCGCGCCGCCGAGUGCCCGGGCGCUUCCGUCCGGCGACCGGCACCGCGGAGACAUGUGGGUCACGUCCCGGACUGUGUAAGAUGGAAAAAAAAAACAAAAUAUUACGUGAUGCACGAGUCGUCGUCGUCGUCGCAAUUGCGCAACGUUCGCGAAGGCGAUGGGUUUUUUUGUUUACGCUCGAGCGGAUUCCGGCUUAUUGUCCGCAGCCGGCCGCGCGGCGGGCCGGUUGUAUCGACCGUUUAUUUACCGCACUGCUCACUCCCUCCGCGGCGAUUUGUUCGCGACAUUGCGUUUGUCCGUUGGCUUUUUCGCGAUAAGUGCCCACAAACGCCUAAUAUAAUAGCAAUAAUAAUAAUAAUGAAAAAAAAAAAAAAAACGAUUCCGCCGCUCUCUCGUCAUUAUAUAACGUCGUGCACUUACCGGCUCGCCGCCGACAUUGCAGUCGAACGAUUAUGGCCCGUGGACGGAAACGGGUACACCCACCGUAAAUGUACGGCUGUUCCGUAAACGUUAUGUUUCGGGCACGGCGAACUCCCGCUAGAGUGGGCGAUCUCCCUCCCGCGUUGCCGUGGCGCGAACACCUGCUCUGGAUAACGUCGUAAAGUCGUGAAAAGUAAAACGAGUAGAAAUCAGCGGCGAACCGCAAAAACCGCAAAAACCGAACGGGGGCGCUGUUACGGGCCGAUCGCAGCGACGCUGUAACGCGGCGGGACCUUUUCCGUGGUCUCCGCGGUCGCAGCCGGGGCGAUUCAAUCAGCGUUUUAAGGGCGUGUUGUCGAACACGCACGCGCACGCCACGGUCAACGCGCCGUAACGACGUCGGGAGGGGCGCGCGCAAGAUGGUCCGACGUUUAGGUGUACGGAGAGUUCCUUCGGAACGGGGCGCGUGUCCGGUGGCCGGUCCCGUAGCCGCGCGGCGCGCCGCGGUUGCCGACGCGGGUACCCCCCGGUCUCCGGGCGCGGGGCGGUGUCCCCGGCCUCUGCGCGCGGUUCGUCGUUUCCCGACUUCUCCGGUCCCGCGGUAAACGACGGCGCCGCGUACACACCAAUUGUAAUUGUAACCGAAAGCGAAAGAAAAAUUAUGUUUUGUUUUUUUUUGUUUCUUUUUCUCGUAUCCCGCAACCUACGGGAAAUCCCGACAACUGAUUACAUAUUACUGUUGUUUUUUUCCCCUCCCCCCCCUCCCCGCUAUCGCCGCCCGCAAAUGUCCUAAAAGAUGAAAACUAUUAAUAAUAUAAAAAAAAAAAAAAAAAAUUAAAAUUUGUCGAUAAUAACGUUGUGUACGAUAUUGUUUGUGUCCGCAGGCAUCCGUGUUAUAUGGAGGAAGUGCAGCGACGAAGUUCGGUCGGUUAG